AUGGAUGCGAUUGUGGAUAUAAAUAUUUUUAAGGUUUGUACACAGAACUAAUUUAUCUUUCGUCUUCUAGAGAUUUUCUUUCUUCCUUUUUUCUCUCGUGGUGUUUCUAAUUAACAGUGCUUGUCGCUUAGCGUUAAAGCGUUGACAUGAAUCCUUGCGCUUUCUUGUUACAUUUUAUAGGUUAUUGAUGCUGGUCAUUUUUGGGCUCAACCAACUGCUCAUCCAGACUUCAUGGGAAAGCUAAAUGACCACUUUAGGGACAGGAAAACCCCAGAAAUAACAAAUCCUCUGGGUAAGGGUCAGGUGAGUCGAUUGUUAGAUUGACAGCUGUACCCCAGUAUCAGAAAUGAGCUGGUUUGUAGCAGAGGCUGAAGCAGGCAUCAGAACUAAAUGAAGUAGGCAAUGGUCAAAGGCAAUUCUUGAAAUCAAGUCCAAAAUAGGAAACCACUGAAGAAGUUGCACUUCUGAUUAAGUUGCCACCAAAUGCAGUGAGAUGCUUAGCAACUCAUUACUCUACUUGUUUCUUUCAGUUAUUUCGUUUUGAAACAAUGUACUUUUCUGCCACCCAAAUCUCAGUUUCAAGAAAAGCAAUGUGAUUCAUUGCUGGACUGACUCUUGAGUAAUUCAACAAAAAAAAGGCAGGAAAGAGGGCACAGUUAUAGUGUGAAUGCAUUGUUUUUACUUUGCCCUGUCCCUGCAGUAGGCAAAGUAAAGACAGAUUAUGUAGGGUGUAUUUGUAUGGUACUUCUCUCUGUCAAAAUCAAUGUGGCAAACAGCAGUUUAUGAAUAAUGAUAAGAGGUUGAUUACUUUAGUCGAACUUACUCAGACGUAAGUCAUUGUAUAUAUAUUAUAUAGAAUCAAGGCCCAUAUUUGGGUCCUUUCCGGGGAGGGGGGGGAGGGGAUUUGGGAAAUAGUUCAUACCUGUGGAAAGAUCCUGGUUACACCCCUGGCUGUCUAUAGGAUUGUUAGUGUUGAGGUUAGCCUGCAUGUGGGUGAAGUAAGUUUUGGUAAUUCUCUUUUGUGCAUGUAGAUGUGUGUUGUAAGAAGGACAUCUGACAAAUGCUGGUACAGGGCAAGAGUGCAGAAUGUGUUGCAGACAUUAAGUGGUCCUCAAGCCAGGUACAUUAUUAUAGCUACAAUAGUACGCACUCUCUGAUUGGCUGUUUUCUUGCAAUAGCUGGGCAUUGCUAGCUAUGAUCAAUAAAUUAUUGUUCUCUGUCAAAAGGGUAUCCACUGACCAGUGUCACAUGACUGUAUUGUGGGUUCAAUUGUACAACUCAUUGAGAUGAUGUGUUUUAUAAGUUAUCUGCUGACCAGUUGUUGGUUUUGAUUGAUUGCAGGCUCAGAACUGGUACAUAAUGAAAAGGCCAUGUAUCAUGUUUUAAACAGGGUUUCUGAUAUUUUGCGGAAAAAAAAGCAAAAUUUCGCAGGAUUUUCAGGGGCGAAUUCGUGGAAAAUCGGCUGAUUUCGCGGGAGAAAAAGGCAAAAUUCAGGGGAAAAUCGGCCGAUUUCGCAGGGGCGGAAAGUCAAAAUUGGCAGAAAAAUCAGCCGAUUUCGCGGGAUUUUAGCGAAAAAAGUCAAAUUUCGAAGGAUUUUGAGGGGCAAGUUCUUAGAAAAAUCGGCCGAUUUCACGGGAAAUUUCUGGGGGAAACUUCGCCAAGAAACAAUCAGUAAAAAACAGCCAAUUUUGCUCGAUUUUUUUUUGGCAAAUUUCGUUAAAAUCAAUCAAUUUUGCGUCGAUAUGACCAGCGUUGUUUAACGUUUUUUUCACAGGGAUAAUCAUUUGCUCUUUCAACGACAGUUCGCUCGAGAAAUGAGCGAAUGCUAAAGCUAUUAACAUUAUGGUUGGUGCCCAGUUUUUCGCAACAUUCAUCUAAAAACGCCUGGUAGUUUUGGGACGUUGUUUACUCGUUGCAGUGACGAAGUUUCAAGAUAAAUUUGGACGUUUGGGGUGAAUAAAACUGGUCUAAUAGCCAAGAUAAGUAUUAAAUAUGUUUUGUGGACAUGUAUUUGGAAAUAUUUCUGACGGAUUUCGCGGUAUUUCGCGUUUUUUUGGGAAUUUCGUGGGAUUUCACGGAAACACCUGAAUUUCAUGGGUUCGUGACCGUGCGAAAUAUCAGAAGCCCUGUUUAAAUGACUUAUUGACCUCAUCUGUUUGGUUAUUACAGGAAAAUCUUCGAUCGAGGCCUUGAUGUAUUGACCUCCCUAUAGCUCAGUUAAUACAUCAAGGCCUCGGUCUGAGAUUUCCCUGUAAUGCCCGAACAGACCAGGUUAAUAAGUAGUAUUUAAUGCAGUUUUAACCCAUCUGCAAUACAUGUAGAUGAGCUUGGUGAAUGUUGCCUGAAAAAGUAACUUGGAGUCACAAGCCAAACCCAGCCAAAUAUGUAGGGAAUCCAUGACCACCAUUGGCCGUUUAGCUGCAAUAAUCCUCGAUAAACUACUGAAAAUUCUGUUGCUGGUUUGGUAAUGUGGAAAUAUGGUGCAGUUUUGGGGAAGGUCAGAUGUUUUUCUGAAAUAAGUGCGAGCACUUCUUUAGGAAAACAGUAAUGGAACUUGUCUUACAACAUAUUGUAAGGUUGAUUUUAAGCUGUUUGUUUUCCUUCAGUGUCUUUCUUGUGGAUUUAGCUGAAAGCACUCUUAUUCCUUGCUGCUGGUAAGAAGGUUUUUUUAAUGUACAUACUCAAACUAUGAUAUUUUAAAGAAGUAGUUUUUAGCUCUGUUUUGAGAAUCAAACAAUCAUGUACAGGGUACAUGACUGAAUGACUUGUCCAGCAAACAAAAGCAAGGUUGUAUUAUUUUGUUACAAGAUGCAGUAAAGUGCACUAGAUGCAAUAAGAAAACACUUUAUUCAAAUUGUAAAAUGUAGACUUAUUUUGCUGGCAUGGUGCAUAAAUUAUUUUUUGUCAACACUGGAAGAGAGAAAAAUAUUAAUGUUAAGAUUAACAUGAAUACAAAGAAACAAGGGUGAUUAGACAGUGAUUACAGUUAGAAGAGAACAGUAUACAUGUAGUUUAUAAUCUAUUAUUUAAACAGCCUUUCCAGGCUCUCAGUUGAGACGAGGGAUUACAGGGACUGUAUAAAAUGCAAGCCUGAAAAAAGUAUUGUUAAGGACUGGGGCAAGUCAGGUCAGUGAGACAGGUCACUCUUUUCUCCUCCAUGCAGGCGACACCCUUUUUUUCUUUUUUGCUUUUCAUUUCACUUGUCAUGACAAAUUAACCAGGGGUGUGCACGUGGAAUACAGUGUAGGCUAACAAGUUGUAUUUAAAGUGCCUUUUUUUACUGAAACACAGUACGCAUUAGAGAUGAAUUUGCCUGAAGGUCAAAGUAGCCUCUUCUGAAAUGAAUGCUACAUUACAUUUUACAACUAUGGAAAAAUAAGUAGUUAUUUAUAAAGAUAAAAUUAUUAAUUCUAAAUGGUUUAAAAUAGCGAUGUACAUGUAUGCAGAAUCUUUCUAAGGCUUUUAUUUCACAGGCUUAUAUGGGCACCGUGGUAGUCACAUGUAAGUUACAGCUUGAUGUUUUGAUGAAUGAAAGCUUUUUCCGUAUUUAUCCAGCUCAUAUGCCUGCUUGUCUAUUUUCUUUUUAGGACCAGAGAGGUUCCAACAGAAUACCUAAACAUUCCCUAUCAGGCCAUGGAAUGUUUCCUGACUGGAAUUAAACCACUUGGACUUGUAACAGCAUAUUUUGAUCUGAGCACCUCUAAACAGUAAGCGAAAAUAAUUUUAAGUUAAGCACUCUCAACAAAUUACAGUGUACUUAUUUUGUACUAAAACAAUGAGGGCUGCACUUUUACUGCUUUAAACAAAGAAUCAAAAUAAAUUUGCAGCAAGGACAAAAAUGGUGCCAUAACAUAUUGUAUAGACUGUGUAUGCAUACCUGUACAUGUAAACACCCCUAUAUGGAAGAAGGGGUUUUCACUGAUGAGUUAACCCCCGAGUAACGCAACAUGCCAAUGAGAGUCAGUGAUGCAUGCAGAUUCAGACACAGUCUAUGCAUGUAUAGUACAAGCAGUUCAUGCACACCCCAAUUACUUGCAAAGUUUUGGGCACCCCUCUUAAGCUGCAGUGUAAUAUUCAUAGUACAUGUAGGUGGGUACAUAAUACAACAUGUAUAUGUUACAGGUCAAAUUUGAUCCCAAGUUAAUUUUGAUUUAACCUAGGUUGAUUCUUAAUUUCCAUUGUCCUCUAGUCCUAGUAGACAAAGGAAAUCAAGAAUCAACCUAGGAACUAUUAAUUUGACCUGUAGCAUAGACACAUGCACAUGUAUACUAGGUUGUUUGUGCUCCCCUCUGUUGCAUUGAAAGUUAUGAACACCUGUGGAUCUAGUGGGUGAGUAGUACCUGAGAGAUCUGGGAGCCUCUACUGUUGGCAUUCAGCCCUGAUGUGCACUACACCAUUGCUUGCCAAUACAUGCAGGCCACACUCAAUGCACCUAUCACACUGAACAUAUUAUAAUAUACAGGUGUAAGUGGGGAAAAAAUCUGCAACAAGAGUCCCAAAAUUACCAUUCAACUAUGCAUUAUCAGGGCUCGAAAUUAACGCUCGCAAACUCGCAAAAUGCGAGUGAUUUUGAUAAUCUGCGAGUAAGAAAUAUAUCCACUAGCAAACGAUUGCGAGUUAGAAUUAUCCAUGUCUCCCAAACAAAGGGAAAUAAUUUGCUUGUGGUCUCACCAGUUUGCUAGUGGAAAAAAAUCUUACUAGCAAAACUUUGCACGUGCACUAAAAAGAUAACUUCGAGCCCUGCAUUAUGCCUGUCCACUCAGUGAACUCUUUGUUCAUGGAGAUCUUGCAAAAAUGAACACCAGAGAUGGUGUCAGAAGAAUUUGCCAAAUGUUAUACCCAAAGAACCUCUGCAACAGCAAACUCACCUGAUCUGAACGUUUAGAGUGCCGCUGAUGAGACAGCAUACAAAGAUCUAGCCCGCUAAACACUGGACGAGCUGAGAAGGCGACUCAACUUUGCCUGGAAAAAUGGGACCUACAUGUAAGACUAUACACGCUUACGAAGCUUGCACAUUCUAUACCCCACCGCUUAGAACAUGUCGAAAAAAUAAAUAAAUAAAUAAAUAAAUAAAGGAAGCCAUCCUGGUUACUAAUAUUUCUUUUAUUCAAUAUAAAAUGAAUAAGGAAUAACAUACCUAAUUGCAAAAAAAGUAGUUUUAGUAACCAUGGAAGUUUGAGUGAAAAAAAAAUCGGAACAAGCUUUUGAAACACCCUGUGUAUGUGUCUCUGUAUUGAUUUGCAGAGAGACAGAUCAUUGGGAUGAAGCAGCAACUGGUUUGUUCAGAAAUCUUACACAAGGUACAUUUUACAGUUUACUUGUUACAGUUUUAGAAGAGGUGCUUGUGCAUGUAAGUGCUGAUUGCUUCUGCAAAUCUCUGUAUAAUUUUGUUUGUGUGUAAGGUUGUUGUUCUUCUCCUCAAAAAUGAGAUAAUGGUGCAUGUGAUCCCUUUUUUAACAAUCAUGGAAUUAAUAAAUUUUAUUAUCAUCUUUCUUUCAGGCUGUAAUCUUCAAGUUUCUAUUCAAAAGCAAGAUGAAAAAGGAAGAUAUUACGUUCUUUUGUUUGCAGACUCCGGACAUACACGGGUAAGUCUCGUAACAAAACAUGUAGCUGGCACAUGUCAACUUCUGAAGUCAUGUUAGAUCUUGGCAUCCUCAGGCCAAUUCCUGUGGCCAUGGUGAUAAAAUCCAGUUUACCCUCAAGAUAUGUAACCUUUUAACACCACCUCUACUCACAACAAUGUACAUGGGGAGUGUAGUAUACUUUUACUGACUAUGUAAGUGACAGAGGAAUGUCUUUGGUUACAGUUGUAGACACUUUGUGCCACUUUGUAUUAAAAUAAUGUGCUCAUUUACUUGUUCCACUGUAUUAUAUUUAAUCUUCAGUUGUGUUAGCUGCCUUUAAAAAAAAAGCCUUUUAAGAAUUUCCAGGGCUGUCAAUAAGGGCCGGUAGUCGGCUAGUGAGCUGUCCUUAGCUGGCUACUUUCAUCUCCUUCUACAUGUACCAUACUGCUAAUGAAACAUAAGCACCAUCAAAUAGAAUAUUAUUGUAAAGCAACCGUUUCCCGUUUUGAAUAACAUUGAAUGCAUAUUUAAAUUGGGUUAGAUCUGGGAAACGUUUGAACUGUGCGAUGUCGGUGGAAUGCGCGGGACAUUUCAGCGGCAUUGUUCCUAGUGUUGCAUUUAUUCUGACGAAACAACGUGGCAUCUGCAGUGGAAAACACCUCUUGAAAACCUCUGGAAAUGCCAUUUUGGUUCUCAAAAUUUCAAAAUGUUCCCAGAUGCCUUGGUCCUCAAGAAAUUGUGCCUUUAGUGCAAGUACCAAAGCCACCUACUAUUCAUUAUGAGCCUGCUGCUUAAAAACAAGUUAAAAACUUCAAGUUACAAAAACUUCAACUUUCAAGUUAAAAACGUUUUUAAAAGAUCUCAGCUAAUAUUUUAAACCUUGAUAUUUUUUGUAUAAUCGAUUUUAAGAUUUAAAAUUUUAAAAUUUGUUUUACUUGUAAACAUAUUUUACUUUUUUCGUAAUAUUACUAUUAAUUAAUUAGUUAGAUUAAUGCAUGAGGGCCCCACUGAAAACCGCCUUGGUGAGUUGGGCUCCCUCUAUAAAUAUUAUUAUUAUUAUUAUUAAAAACGUUUUGACAGCCCUGAAUGUCCUUUCUUUCUCUUCUCUUUUAUGGCAAAUAAUUGUACUAACAUAUUUAUGUUGACUAGCCAAGUGAGUAACAUUACAAAAUGCUUUGACUUUUGAUGCAAAAACCUCUAUUAAGCGGACAUCCCCUAUAAAUUGGACACUAAGCCAUGUCUGGAAAUUAACGUCUUAUAUUUCCCUGUAUAACAAACCCCUAUUCAGCGGACACCUCUAUUAAGCGGACGUGAACUCUAAAAAUAAUAAAUUGCACUUGGCUAAUUUCUAUUGUUAAAAACCUCUAUUAAGCAGACACCGGACUGAAUUGACAAUUGGAUUACGUCCUUGAAAUACGAACUGUAGUCAAUUAAUAAGGAUAAAUCAAUACAUUUAGCUGUUAAUAAAAUGAAGAUUAGACUGAUAUCCGGCCGUAUGACUGUCAUCUGCCAUCAAAGUUCACCUAGAAGUUCUUUGGAACUUUAUCACAAACUUUGUGCAAUUUUUACAAACUCUAUUAAGCGGACACCCUUUAUUAAGCGGACACUUAGGAAGGUCCCAAAGGUGUCCACUUAAUAGAGGUUUCACUGUAUGUACAGUUUGUUAUACACGUAGUAUGCUUUCUAGUGCUUUUUUCUGACCAGUGCAAUAGAAAUCUGGAUGAAAACAUGCAAUGUACUGUAACUAGUUUUCAGGCCCAAUGGAAAAGAUGUUGUGGAAUGUUCUCAGUACAGUGCACAAUAUUGUUAAACAGCCAACAUUUUGGAACGCCAUCACUUCUUUCCCUGCAAAAUGGCGUCUGAGAAACGAGCACUAACUUGAUCUGGGUAGUGCUUUUUGAUUGGUUGAAGCAAAUUUUCCCUGCAGCAUGACCAAUCAGAAGCACUACCCAGACUUAGGUAGUGAUGCGUUAUCAGUACGGAAUUUCAGCGAGCUUGUUUCUCUGACAUCAUUAUCAUGGGUAAAUCAGUGGUGGCGUUAAAAUGUCAGCUGUUUUCUAAGAGAACUGUUACUACACUCGACUCUCUCUUAAUGGUUACCUCUGUAAAAAAUGGACACUUAGAGUUGGUCCCUGCCUUUCUUUACUCCCUCUAUUUGACUCUCUAUAAGACGGACACCUUUCUGAGACACACUCAGUGCCGGUCCCAAAGGUGUCUGUCUUAGAGAGAGUGGACUGUAUUAAUGAUAAUUUUUUUGUCAGGUUUGCAUCAAUGAUGAGUUGGUGAUCAAUGGAUUUGCUACAAACUUCUUUGACACUGUGCAAAACUCAGGCAUAAGCCCAGGCAAAGCUGCGAAACUACAAGCCUUAAAUGAUGAGUUCCAGAAGCAAGGAUCAGAAGUGAUAAAAAACCUGAAAGAGUACAUCAGCCAUGGCAAAUUAACCUGCAGUGAGCAGUCAUCAAAUAGCACCGAUGAAGAAUCCUUGGAUUAUCAAAAAAAAAGCCACCACUUCUUAAGUUCUUCGGAAUCCCCUGUGAAUGUUUUGAGAAGGCAGAUUUCUGGCUCAUGUGGUGUUGAGAGUGGUGUGCUUAGUGAGCCUUCAGCAAGAAUUCCUGACAGUGCAAGUCAUUUGGCUUCUUCGCAAAGAUUUUCACCACAAGCAUCAUCUGGUCUUACUGUUGGAGGUGAAUCACAGUACAGGAGAGCAGAUAACUUCUCCAGUGAUGAAAACUCCGGUCGAGUGCGCUUUCUAUCAUCAAGGCUCCCAGCGACUGGAAGUGGCAACAUUAGAGGUUACUCAAUCCCAUCAAAAUCUCCAGAGAUUGGAAAUCUAAAACCAAUUCUCAAGAAAAGAAGUCCCCAUUCAGUUUCUCAUCAAUACAGUGGCUCAUCCAGUGAGCCAGAGGACUCACUUCAGAGAAAAAGAGUGCAAUUAGACAAAAACGAUUCUGGUUACUCUUAUGGUGAAAUGCCUUUAUUGGAUUUGCAUGAUAGUAACACUUAUUCAGUAGAUGCAACAAGGCAAGAGCCUGUAUCUUCUUCUGUUAUUAGUGUGGAUGCACUGUUUAGAAGUCAAAUAGAUCAUUUGCGUUCUAGUUCGCAAAAGCCAAACUUUGCUCACAGCCCAGAGGCAAUCUUGCCCUCCAUAGACAGUGAUACUGAACGGCCCCAAGUAGAAAGAAUUUCCCAUCAACUAAGAUCUUUGACAGAAUCUCUAAGGCGUGAUACUGGAGAGUGGAACAGGCAAUUGGAGGACUCUAGUGCACACCAUCAUCAUUCUAAUGCCACAGCUCAACACCAACAGUAUGAAAGUUUACCUCAGCGAUACCAGCCCUCACUAUCGCAAUCUACUGUUUAUGGAGAGAAACAGGCAUUAGCAGACAGAACUUCUCCACUGAAUGCCAACUUCUCUCAAAGUUCCAAUUCUUCCAUCAAGUCACCUCUUCCUUCAGAACGAUUUAUCUCAUCUCAGUCUCCAAUUUCACCCGUGGAUCCCACUACUGGAAGAAAAAUAACAUUUUCUGAUGGUGUCCUUGUCCAAACAGAGGGUGCCCCAGCUCCUAGACCAGUAUUUUCUCUAGAACAAACCCCAUAUGAUUAUUAUGCACGAAGUUUAGGUAUACAUAACAAAUCUCCAGAUAUGUUCCAGGCACAUGUGUGGCCUGCUUUGAGGAGGGGUCGUGAUGUUGUGGGUGUUUGCAGUGCAGUAAACGAACAACAAAUCUUUGCUUAUAUAGUUCCUAUCAUCUAUCAGUUACUUGAAGAACAACAAAUGUACGCAGAUCUUCCAUCUGGAAGUGGGGUAAGUGAAAUGAUAUCUUUAAAACUAUCGUCUCCUUCACUGUCAAAAAUUAAAGCUACAGCUGUAGUUAUUAAGCAUUGCCUAGCUUCAGUUGAUAAGUUACCGAUCUCAUACCAUUUUUACUUUUUGCUAACAGAGCAAAAAUCUUUGAUAAUCAAUUUUAUUUGUUUUUGGCUGCUUCAUACCUUGUGUGCAAGUGGCACCAAUGUAUUUCAAGUUAUCAUACACCGUAUUACUGGCCUCAUUAAAAUAAUUAUUGCAUAGCUCUAUUACAGAUAUUUUUACUAUCCAACAGAUACAUUUAACUAUUAGGGAAACAAAAGUGUUGAAUUAGUAGGACUAUGAUUGCAAGUCCUACUUAGCCCUAUUUUUUGGCCAAUGUCAUUUUUAUUUUCCUAAUUUUUCUGAGUCUGGUUUGUCACUUGAAACCAUGGGGAACCUUUCACUAUCAUUAAUUUGACAACCGCUACAAGAAUAGCAGAGGAAUCUUUUUUCUGUAGAUGUAUUUUUAAAAUGGACAGGGUCAAUUAAAUGGUGUUAACAAUAUAAUAAUAAAUAAUUACUAAAGUAGUUGUUCAUGUAUGUUGUAUCAAUUUUUUUAGCCCAAGCUGCUCAUUCUGGUGCCCACCUGGGCUAGGGGAGAUAAUGUAUAUUACUACUGUACACGGAUGCUUGGACGAAAUAGGGUUAUUCGUGUACAGCUGAUAUUUGGAGGAGGUGCAGAAGAUGAAAGGAUUGUCCAGUUGGUGAAUGGAUGUGAGAUUCUGAUUGCUACACCCCCUUGUUUUGUUCGCAUGCUCCGAAAAGGCUAUAUCAAUCUUGGCAGGCUGUGCCACAUAGUUUUUCAGGAUGCGGAUGUCAUGGUUGAAGACUUUACAUCCGAGAUUAAAGACAUUAUGAGACAUUAUGCCAAGCUAUUGAAAUCCCAACCCAAUCGCUUGGCGCCACGCCAAGCUGUUGUCAUGGCAACAUCUUGGAGUGUGGGUUUGUCAUCUUUGGUGAAGGCUUAUCUAGGGAGUCCUGUGUUGAUUAUCUCAGAUUUGAUAGAAGCCUCUAUUUAUCGAAACGUCUUGCAAAUUGUAACUGUUUGUUCUGCUUCUCAAAGGAAUGACAAACUUCUAGGUAAGGCAAAUUUCAUUUCUUUUGCUGUCCUGUAUUUUUGCCAGUCUAGUUUGGAGCUGCAUGCAAGGUUACUUGUGUAAAACCCAGAGAGACUGUUAUGUCAUGACUGUCAUGCAACACUGAUUAGAAGUAGCAAUUGAAUCAUACAGCGGUCCUCUCCUGCACUGAACUAAUUCAUACAACUUACCUUAACACGUCAGGCUGACACUUAUCUGACAGUUUGGUUCAUCAGGGUUUUCACUGAGAAUUCUAUUAGAAGGAGAAAGGUGUGAUGUUAUAGGAGAAUAAUAUUUUGAAAGAGGAACCACGUCUGAAUAAAAAAUAGUCAUAGGCUAUCGAAAGUUAACCAAAAAAUUUUGCAUGAUAAAUGGAGAAUUCUCUGAUCUCCAAUGCCUUAUGAACACCCUGUUCAACCUAAGUUGCCAUUGUUCCGUAGUUACUUCAAAGUCGAAUUUUGUCAAAAUGGGUUUUGCAGUAACAAUCAUGUACACUGUACACCAGGCACCAGUUGUUUGAAAGGUGGAUAACGCUAUCCACUGGAUAAAUCUCUUUCCAGUGGAUAAUGCAAUUGAUUUCCCUAAUACUUAUCCACUCGAUAGCAAUUUAUCGGGUGGAUGGCACUAUCUAACAUUUGAACAACAGGAGCCAGUCCUAUACAUGUAAGAUUGUGUAGAUUUGAACUAAGAUUACUUGUUGUCUUGUACUUUUUUAUACUGCAUUUACAAUGUACACCUGUACCUUUAUCCCAUAAUAAUGAGUCUUUUGUAGCUCAGUAGUAGAGCAUCUGAACUAUUAACCAAAAGGUCGAAAGUUUCCUUUCCUUUUGUGAGUACUAAUAAAUUUACUAAUUAAACUAAUAAAUCAUAUUUUUAUAGUUAUUAUUUUUGUCUUUCUGUGCUUUUAUUUUUCAUCACAGGGUACAUAGAGUCUUUUAAUGACACAAAGGACAUCUGUGUUUUCACAUCAAAGACUUCAGAGGCAGAGGCUAUUGGGGAAUUUCUUAAAGCAAAUUGCUGUUACACAUUAGUGGCAACUGAGUUUUCAAGUGGCCAAGAACUUGCAAAUGUGAAGAGACAGUGGAACACCCCACAUUCUGCUGAUGCUAUGCCUGUAUUGGGUACUGUAUAAUCAUUAUGUUAUUAAUAAAACAUGUAUUAACCCACUGGCCCUUGGGAAUUUUGCAGAAAAACACAUUUUGAAGCAAGUUGAGUUGUUUUCUGGUUACUGUUUGGCUAUAAAGAGUUAAAACUUACAAAAAAUCCAUCUACAGGUGGUGCACUCUGUUUCAGAUGCUAAAUAUCAGCUUCCAAAGUUUGGGCAUCUGCACAGAAAGCAAAAUUUUCAGUUUUGGGUGUAAAAGUGAUACAGCGGUGUCGACUUUCACCUUUUGCUUUCUCUUCUUUUGCUUUUCUUGCCUCAUAAUUUUUUUUCGUUUGUUUGUGUGCUGGGAACUUACUAGGCUUCACUUUGGUGGAAAAAGCUUUUGGGAAAGCUUUUAGGUUUUUUGAUGGAAAGAAGGGUACUAGUUGCACAAUUUUUGCCUUUUUUCUCCGGAAUCCUUGAUUCAGUCUUGCUCAUUCUGGUGCAGGUUGAGGACACCUUUCAAUUUAAUAAUACAAGUUACAUGACAACAUUGUCUUUGACUGUUCGUCUUUUGCCUAUUUUUUUUUUUUUUUUUCACUCGAUUUGGCAAUUCAAGGCCACUAAAUUUGGUUGGUUUAUUCUCAAAAGUGGAAGUGCCAGAAAAUUGUUACUUUGCUUAAGGUCCAAAUGUAAUACUGUCCAGAGGAAAGUUUAAAGAAGAAGGAGAAAAAAUAGCUAAAAAAAAAUAGGCAGAAACAGAUCAAUAGGGAGGAGGUUAGUUUGGAAAGAGGUAAUAUUGAAAUCAACUGUUUAAAAGUUUACAAAAUCAUGAGGUGAAAAGGCUGGUAGGAUUCAUUAAACCAUUGGUGAUCUAUUUUAAGUUACAUGUAGGUCUAACACCAAACUAUUUCCUCUUUAUGGAUAUUACUUAUUAUAAUCGCUUUGGACUUUAACCAUUUUUUGCACACAUGUACCUCAACACAAAUUACUGUGUGAUCUUAUUCCUUGUUUUAAAUUAAUGUUGUAAGUUUUACAUUAUUUUUCUCUGUCUGUCUUGCUAUAAUGUUUAAACUCGGUGACCAUACUAUAGCUACAUGUAUUCCUGUUUCUUAUCAUUCAAUCAUUGAUUAUAUUUUUUAUCUCCCUUAGUUAUGACUGAUGAUGUUAUUGAGAGAAUGAACAUCACAAAUGCUUCUUGUGUUAUUCACCAUACCUUUCCUAGCAAGGAAAAGUUCCGCAGGAGGUUAACUACUCUUGCAGGAAAAUUCACAUCAUCAGAGGUACAGCAAAUACAUGUAUAAAUAUCAGACACAUUAAUAAAUAUACAUGUAUAUUAAAUUUAAUAUCAACCAUUUAUUAAGAUUGUUUAUUGUGAGUGGCUGUGAAUGAUUUUUGGCACCUGCAAAUAUCUAUAAAUAUUAUUAAUGAUAAAUUCAUGGAGGUGGAAUGGAGGGCGAAAGGGGAAUUCCUACACACUGACAGCAUGAUUCUCACUGAAAACUCGGUUCAUUUCUUAUUUGCAGCUUUAUUUAUGAGUUGUCAACUUGAUGAACAUAAAGUACAUAAUAUAGUAUGCUAUUGAAAUGACUGAAAAAAAAUGCCAGUGGUAUUUGUAGCCUGGGCCACGGAUGGAAAUAAACUUUCAGCUAAGUCCAUCUGCAAAACAGCACCAAAAUCCUUGUUCUGGGCCCUCACCUGCAUACCAGGAUUUAAGUACGUGCCGUGAUUGGCCUGUUAAAAAAGCCAUUGUCAAUUUGCCAGUCAAGUUGGAGAUACAUGUAAAUAAAAUUCGAAACACAUUUCCAGUAAGUCAUCCUCUUGUUAGGGACCCGGAACAAGGAUAUCAGCACUGUUUCGCAGACGGUUUUAACCAUUGUUAGGUUACGCCCUCUUUCCUUGCUGUUCUCCUCUUGUUUUUCGUGCCAUUAACCCAACGCCUGUUUGUGUAAAUGCAUCCAGAAGAGAAGUACAUUCUUUGCCCUGCUGUAAUCCGUGGGCGAAUCUUCAGUUGCAAUAUUAAAUUGCAAUGAAGUCAUUUAUUUUUAGAAACCAAACACGAUGGCAUGACCCACUUUGAGUCUUAAAAUGCAGCAAUCAACCUUACGCCAUUUUAAAAAUUUUGUUCUCAUAACAUCAAUACGCUCUUCUCACGUAUGGUAAUAUGCCCGUCUAACCUCGUUUUUGAGUAAAAAGUCCUUUGAAAUGCUAAUCAGACGACAUUUUCGUAUUUGAAUUUCAAAAUAAUUUUUACCCGUAAACGAGGUUAGACGGGCAUAUUACCAUAAGUGAGAAGAGCGUAUCGAGUAUCAUAUACAGUGUAUAUGUAAGCAUGAAAGGGUAUAGUGUAAUGAUUACAGUCUCUUUGCAAACUAUAAUCACAAAAAUAAGUUUAAUUUCACGUCACCACUAGUCACACGUGUGAAAUCCACACUAAACCUUUGAUUUACGUAUCAUUGUUUCUUUCUUGCAAUUGUUCAAGGAGCAUGGCUGUGUUUCCCUCUUCAUGGUCACUGAAAGAUGCAGUUCUGCCAAUGGUGCUAACAUUGCUCGGUUGUUAAAAAGGUGUGGUCAGGAGGUGCCACAAUCAUUACAAGAAAUUGUGGAAAUCACAACUCAGGCAAGUCUGUCAUUGAAGACCCUAAGAUACCAGUCCAAACAUGGUUGCACAUUGUAGACAGACCACAGAGAGUGUUCAGUCAUGUGAUACAGUAAGAGCAAGAACCUGCAUUUUCCCAAGAUAAGUUAGCGUAAACAGGUUCUUACAUACAUGUAACAUGGUAAUUAGCACAAAUUAAAACUAUUAGUUUCUUAUUUUUGAAGGAAAAAAGUACAUUCAUGUAGCUUAUUCCUUAUAGGUACAAUGUAUUUUUAUAAAAUCUGUAUUCCAAUUUAGAAUAAUUAUAUAUGUAAUUUAAAUGACUAAGAAGAAGAACUGAAGUGCUGACCACAUGAAGUUUGAAGUCCUCCUUCAGAACAUAACAUACUUGUAUUGUAAUGCACCAUUUUAUUUGCCCAAGCAAGGCUGUGGUCUAAAGAAAAUUUAAGGGAGCCCAGUGCUCUGAACCUGUAAAAUCAAGGGUGCCCAGCAUAUGAUUUCUGUGAAAAAAAACUAAGAUUUUCUAGUUGCCCGGGAGCAAAAGUUGGGCACUGGGAGUCGCUGGGCACUGCUAAAGCACAGCCUUCCAAGUGUACAGAAAUUUUUUAUAUAUAUAGAUUUUAGAAUCCAAAUAGGUACCCAUUUCAAAUUUUAAGAUAAACAGGUUCUUGUAUAGAGGGGGCAUAACUGGCUAAUUUUAGCCUUAAAGGUUCUUAAAAACCAGGCUUUUUACUCGCGGGUUUUUCCUGUACUUUAUUUUCUUGCCUGCAUACAUGUACAGUUUUUCUACGAAAACAAGGUGAUGCCAAGUCUGUGUUUUUAUUGGUGUUUCUAACACUACCUGUAUGUCGUGUUUUAAAGGUUUUCUUACUUUGUUUUUCUUCGUUUUAUUACUCAGGAAAGAGAUAGAAACAAGGAUUUAUGUUAUUUUCUUAAAGCUUUUGGCACCUGCAGGUACAGUAUUACAGAAAUUAACUACAAUGUACCUAUCAAUGUUAGGAGUUUUGAAUAUUUUUACUAUUAUUAUUAAUAUAUCAUUAUUAUUUUUAGAUAUUAUAAUUAUUUUAAUGCCUGUGCCAUGUAAAAAGAAAACUAAAAUACAGAAACAACAUGUGUAAGUGACAAAAAAUACACACCCAUGUAGGAUAUAAAGAUCCUUACAGUGUAUAUUCGUCCUGUAUUCUUUUUCUCAUAUCAACGGGAAUUAGUUUAUGUGUAAGGCAAUGAAAAAAAUGAAUAUGAAUAAAAAUUCUAUCACACAUCCACAUAGUGGUUCUUCGGGCACUUUCCAUUUGUCAGAACUGGCCAGUUGGACCAGUCAGUUAGCAAGCGAAAUGGGCUUUUUCCAGAGGGUUUUGCUGAAAAACCAUCUCCUUCAUGCAUACUAUUUAGGAUUUGACUGAUCUGGCUGGAUAGUUUUUAUUAAAAGUAAAAUUCUCAUAACGAUGGGAAUGGUCUGGCCGGUCAGUUCUGGCAAAUGGAAAGUGCCCUUCGUCUGCCAUUCAUGGCUGAAGUGGAAAUUGGAAAUGUUGGUUUUGAGGAGAAAAACCUCUUGGAGCAAAGGAGAAGCAACAAUGAACUGAACCCGCAUAAUUUUAUGGCAUAUUACCACGCAGAUUGUCUAGACUAGAUUGUGGAGUAUGUAUUUGUAGAUCAAUAUCUUACAGAAGCAAUACCAACAUUGUCCAGCUACGACUCCCUGUAAUUGUAACAAAAUGUUAAUGUUUUAAGGUGGCUGAACACAGUUUCGCGGGUGGUCAGCGGUAGCGCAUGUUUUAAAUUAGACAAACAAACAUGGCGGCGAAAAAAGCAGUGGAAGACAGAAGACGAUUUCUCAAAAUCUACUCAUUAAAAUUUUGUGAUAUUUGGCAGAAUUUUUACUUUUAUCGUAUUUUAAAUAAUGAGAACUUUAAAAUGGGAGUUUAACAGACGAAUUUUGUGACACAUUUAAUAAUAGCAGUACAAUUAUACUAUUGAUUAUCUGAAAACCCCUUCGUUAAAAUUUGGUCAAAUAAGUUCCUAAUAGUAAUGAUUAAUUAUAGUAAGCUGUGUGCGAGUUUAUAGGAAAAUCUAAUGAGCGAAUUUUAUGUAAACUGAGUAAAAGUGAAAUUUUAAGGUUGUAUUCAAUCGUUCAUGUUGUCAUGGAAACUACGAAAACGUCAAAUUUUGCCUGUCAGUCAAAAUCUUUCAUCAUUAUAUUUUUCACUUGCCAAGUUUCAGCUUGUGAGCUGCAACCUUUCUCUUGCCAUAAUUUGGCAAAUGACCUAUAAUCAGAAACUGCCAAAACUGUGUUCAGCCACCUUAACAUACAUUGUUCAUGAUUUUUGCGGGCGACAAGAGGAGCCCGCAAUCCUAAUCUCCAGGUUGUUAUUACGCAUGCGUCGCAUGUAUGUAGCCAAAAUUCGUUUGGACUUCCACUAAUAGUGAAUGGAGUGCACAAAACGCAAUUUGAUCACGCACGUUUCUACUUUCUAUCCCUCGUAAUCUGUUCACGAGUGUUUUGACCAUCUGUCACGUGAAACUUACGCAAAGCACAGCAUUGGAGCAAAGUUUGGACCUCCGAUCGUUGUCGCCCGCACUCCUUAACCUUUGGUUAUUACUAGUCAAGUAGUUCAGUGUUUGAAGUAGGAACUGAAACAGGCAAAAUAUUGCAAAGUCUCGGUAUUAACGUAUUUACAUGUCAAUUCCAUAUGUAAUAUGCAGAUUGAAAAGCCCUAGCAAAAGAUGCCAAAACAGGCACACAGUCCUGGCGGAACGUGAUAAGCCAUUCGAGGGCAUUCCUACAUCAGGCAUAGUGAAGGUAAGUUUGUAGUGCAAUCCACCCUAUUAAUACUUUGAAUUUCCCUAGUUCCUGCUAUUUGAGAAAGAAAAAAGGUACAGAAUCUUGUACAUAAUACUAUUAUAUCAUUGUGAAACUUGUUUGAAGUGGAACUCGCUUUAAGCUGACCCGGUAAAAAACAGGUAAUGACGCACACGAUCCAAAGGGCCAAACAGCCGGAGCUUAUCCCGGUUUUCUUAGCAUGAAGCAUGCCUAGGAGUAUUGCUACUCCCCCCUGGGCGGGGUGCUAGUCCAUCGCAGGGUUACCACCGUUGUUAGAAGGCCGAUUAGCUCUUAAGCCAGGGUUAAAUUUAACCCGGGUUUCGUUUUCAACGAGGGGACUUUAACCGAGGUCAAAUUGUUGGGAGACCUGCUCUCUCACCCCUUUUCCAUUUCUGCUCCCCCAAAGAUGUGUCUUUAACCAUAGCUUUUUGAUGUUUAUAGACAUCUUUUAUGCUAGUAGUUACCGAAGGUCACCGAGCGUGGGUGUCAACGGUCGAACGCUUUUGCUCCAGUGCUGUGCCUUAGCAAGUUUCACGUGAUAGAAGCUCAAAACACGGGUGAUUAGGUUACGAUUGUUAGAAGGUCCAAAUGCGGGUAAUCAGAUUGGGUUCUGUGCAUUCCAUUCAUUUUUAGUGGAGGGCCAAACACGUGCCGUGCAUGCGUAAUAGAAACCUGGAGAUUAGGAUUGCGGGUUCCUCUUGACGCCCACAGCGUAUUUCCUCUCCUUUAGGUGCUGGUCCUCUAUGUAGAGGACACAUCAUGUUACUGGGUGAGGAUUUUAGAGCACAGACCUGGGAAUGCGGAUCAGACCAGCAGCAGCACCCAUAUCAUAGAUAGUACUGAGUUUCUGGAACUCACCAUGUCUGUUAGUGGGUGGUAUGCCAAUCCAGCUAACAGGGUCAAACAUGAACUGGUUUCCAUUGGAGAUCUCUGUGCUAUGAUGUGUGGGAACUCUUUUCAGAGGUACAGCUGUGACUUACUACUUGUUUACAUGCACAAAGAAAAACUUCCUCCAAAAGUGUAUGAUGAUGAUGAUGAUGAUAAUGAUAAUGAUAAUGAUAAUGUUAAUGAUGCUGAUGAUUGUGAUAAUAAUAAUAAUAAUAAUAAAUAUCUAAUAUUGAUAUUAAUAUCUAAUAUUAAUAAUAAUAAAUAUCUAAUAUUGAUAUCAGAGCUUUAUUAAGUCAUAAUAAUAAUAAUAAUAAUAAUAAUAACGCUCCUUAAAGUACUAAAACUAAUAUUUUGUAUUUACAACCCUCCAUAAAAAUUAAUAGCCCUUCCUAAACUGCGGGAUGUUAGUGUUCAAGCAAUUUUGCCUUUUUUAAAUGAUUAUUGUCUCUUUUGUUGUUGCUACUCAUCAUGAACUUCAUUUACUCUGAUCUUAAAAGCUCAAUCUCAGAUACUAUGAAUGUAAACAAUUUCAAUCAAAAACGACAAGAAAACAACGUCUUCUUUAAGUGGUGCUUGUUGUAUUUAUCUUCAGAGUAAAAAUCUGUAAAAUCACAGGUGUGGAUGACGCUAGCAAGAAGCCCAAGUAUGUUGUGGUAAGCAUUUUUUUAAAUUCUUCCCACCACUGACUUUUUCUGGACUUGUUUAGGCGGGGUGUUCAGCUUUUGAAAUAAUUCCAGAGACUUUUCUGGGUUGUUAAUAAGUGAUAUGACUGUUAAUCUUAGCUUGUCAUUAUAGAGCGCGCAAAUGUCAAAUUUUUGGUUGUUAACAUGAUUCUGUUGCGUUACCCUAUCCUUGCUGGAACAAAUAGCUGUAUUUUUAACAGGCGCGCGUCCUUGCGCGAUUCCUGCCAGAAAAGUAUAAAUGGCGCAUUAACGUUAAGAGGGUGCGCCCCUAAUGCUGCAUGUACGCAUUCUCGUGUAAUUGAGUGUCAAAAUGGUACAGUUGAACCCCGCCCACGGACACCUACACAGUCACACGAACAUCCCGUUAAAACGGGCAUUUUCUAUGGCCCCCUCACUUUCUGUAUUAACGGGGUUUGACUCUACUUGUGAUGAAAAGGCGUAUUACAUGUAGGUACCAAACAGCAACAACAACUUUAUUUGUUUUUCUCUUGCCGUUUUAGCGGUGAUUUACCAUGUUUGAUGUACAUUUUUUCUUUACUAUAACCAUUUUGAAAUCACUAGUUGUGAUCACUGCGAUCUCAUUGGCUAUCAGCAGUGUGAUUUAUUCACGAAUCACACUAUUUUCUGGCUCUACAUCACAUCUGUUCUAAUUCGCGUCAUUUAUGUUCUAAAUCACGUCAUUUCUGUUUUAAAUCGCACCAUUUUCGCUCUACAUGUAAAUCUCAUCAUUUCUGUUUCAAAUACAACAUGAGAUGUAAAAACCUUUUUGUUUCCGGUUUUCAACAAACCGGCUACUAGAUCAAUAAAAUAUUGGUACUGUCUGAAUGCUGCGAUUUCAAAAUGGUUGUAAUAAAGUGGUAAUUGAAUUUCAUGUCGUGCAGUUUUGGUCUGAAAUCAUCCUUGUGUUUUAAAAUCGAACUCGUGCUGAGCGCUUGUCCACGCGUAUGAUUUCAGACCAAAUAGGCAACUUUCGGUAUAUUAAAAUUCAGCAUGAUAGCGACUCUUAGAGGACACAAACAAAGAAAUGAAUAAACCAUGAUUAUUUGUGUUUAUUCAUUUUCUUUGUUUGUGUCCUCUAAGACUCGCUAUCAUGCUGAAUUUUGAUAUAUCGAAAGUAGCUUAUUGCACUCCUCUCAGUUCAAUAAACAUUAUUUAUCAUUAACUAAUUAUUGUUAUUAUUAUUAUUAUUAUUAUUAUUGCACUUUUUAAUUCACACGUCGCGGUACCCUUUCAUAUGUGUGACAACACAUAGUAACCAGGCAGUGGUGGUAUUAUUCUUAAAAGAACAAGCUUCUAAAACUCACUCAACAGAUCAUUGUGUCUUGUUCUAGGUUCAGUAUGUUGAUAGAGGAGCUUUUGAAGAGGAUGUAGAUGUUAAUAGACUCCUUCAACUUCCACCACAGUUCCAUUCCUGUCCAUUUCAGGUAUAUUCUUCUUUCAGAUGUUGGACUAAUGUUAAUUUGCACUAGGGACCGUUAAAUACGCCGUUUUCCGGUCUGUGUUUGACAUGUCCGUAAAUUCGGGUAGACUCCUUUUUUACCUCGAGUUUAAAAAUACCAUCCCAAAUGUACGCUUACACUCAGUAAUAGGCCUUGUCUGAGUUGUCCCAUGUAUUUUCGAAGCGAGGCUACGUGCGAAGCCAUUGAUAUGAAAAUUAGGCAAAUAAAACCCAUUUUCAUAAGAGAGACUUUUGCACUUAGCCUCAUUUUGAAAGUGAGAGUUUUUGGAAUUUGGAAAUUGCCAAUUGGCUAUUGUGCGGGUGCAUGUGAGAUUUGGUCGGUGUUACCUCGAGUUGCAUUAUGGGCCCGAUUAGGGGCUUCUUUUCUUAACUUAAACAAAGUUGCGCAGGAUUCGUCCCCAAAACAGUCCCAUAGCGUAUUUCAACGCAACAUCAACCCAGUCUCAGACGGAACUUGUACAUGGUCAAUAGAUUGUCAUAAACGGGAGGUCAAGAGUUUGAGUAAUGUUUUCUUUCUUUGCGCGGAAGAUAGGAAACACCCUUUGUCCGACUGGUUUCAAACUCUGAAGCUCCACCUGUGGCUAACCCUGUGCUCCAGCCACUGCUAAGGCUACUUGUAAACUGGGUUAUGGUUCGUUUGUGGCAUGUGACCUGUAUGAUAGGAUAAGGAGGAGGAGCAAGGAGGCAGCAUGGCCGAGUGGUCAGCAUGUCGGACUCACAGUCCGGUGGUCCCGGGUGUGAGCCACUUGCUGGAUUUGUUCACGGUCCUCCCGAGUUCAAAUUCUUGGCUAUGCUUGUAAAUAGCCAUGUAGUUGCCUUCUGCCAGUUGGGGUUUUUAAUCCUGUUAUGUUGUAUUUGAAUUAUUUGUUUCUACGUAUUUGAGUGGAGUGCAUGAAAACUAGCUGGAUAACCUAAGUGCACUUCCCACUAUAAACAAGCCUUUAAGCUACUAUGUCAAAGCAUUUUGUAAGGGGAUAGAUAACGAAAGAUGGAAAUAUUUUUUAGUCACAUCAUCUUUAUUUUAUUUUCAGGCUGUUCAAGUAUUUGCGUGUAGAGUGCAACCUCUUGACAAAGAUGAAGAGUGGACCGUAAAGGUACAGUUUUAAACCACAAUAACAUAAUGAUUAUUUCUCCAGUGUAAACUCGCCGGAGAAGCGUAAUGCGGCUAGUUUACGAUGAGGCAAGCAAGGGGCACACGUACACCAACUCACGGCCUGGACAGUACCUCACGCAUGCGCACAGCCAUAUCACACGGGUAGUGGCAACCAUGGACAGCUGUUUCGCCUUUAUUGGGGCUCAUCAGCAUGGCAUAGCCGUCGGGUCGCGAGUUCGCCCGUUCUAAAGCUCGACGGCUAUGCCCCAAUAAGGGUGAAACAGCUGUCCAUGGCUGCAACUGCCCGGGUGAUAUGGCUGUGCGCAUGCGUGAGGUACUGGCCAGGCCAUGGGUUGGUGUAUGCGUGUUCCUUGCCUGAAGCAUGUCUUAGUAUACGAUGACUUCUAUCCAGAGGAUAGGAAUUUUGCAUUAACUAUGGCAUUUAAUUCUUGUACCGGACACAGGUGACGUAAAACAAAAGAACUGUUCCCAAUUCGCCCUGGGUAUUGCAAUCGUCUCAAGAGAAAUUAAAAACCAUGCUUUGUCAAUGUUUUGGACGGGAGGAUGAGGGGGUAAACAAGAUCUAUUUUUAUAUUUCUAGACUUUCACUCAACUAAACAGGGACUGUCAUUGGUUGAUUCACAUGACCUUGACUUAAAUCAAAUAUAUCCCGAUCGUGAUACAUUUUAGCAAUUGUACCACGCUCGACAUAGCAUAGGAAAUGGUACUUAAAGAUAGGCGUUACCGCCAUAUGUUAUUUAUUUGUUUAUUUACUUAUUUAUUUUUUCAGAGCAAACUCUUUGUCAAACACCUUAUUGAGGGAAAGGAAAUGGAAGGAAGAGUGGUAUUGAGGUAUAGUUGAACUUUAAGAGACGUUUCGUCAUUCUUAGCCAAGAAAUGUCGUUUACAUGGUCUCUUUUUACCCAUGAACGAAAGCUCCCUGAGGCCUAGUUUUGAUAUAAUCGCCCAGAUCACCUCGAUCGCUCAAGGCAUCUCAAAAUGUGCUAAGGUGAUCAAGAAGAUAAUAUGCGAUGGCGGCGGGAAGAUCCGGACUAUAAGGGCGAUCGUAAUUGCCUGUAGGAAACUCAAGUCUGCAUAUACGUUUGUUUCCAUAUAAUCGUUCGGAUUGUCAUAAUCGCCCCAGUCGUCUCAACGUAUUGUAGUUUGUUGAUUUCACGGACGGUUGCGAUCACCAGUUAAUGUAUUACAAAGAUUACAAAACAAAAUGAACAAUGCCCACACGUCAAAACAAAAGCGAACCAACAAUAAUUUGCGAAACUCGAAAAAUCACCCCAGAGAGAGUUCAGGUGAUCGAAGCGAUCUUAAGGGAAAAGUAUUUGAUGCGAUGCGGGAAUCUCCAAACCGCUUGGCGAUCACAAUUGACAAGAUUUGCAGCCUCGACCGUCUCGCCCGACUCAUUCCGAGAAUCAGGAUUAACAAGUUAACACUGAUUCAAGGUUGGAAGACACAAGGGUAUAGGGACAUUACAGGGAUAGUUCGUUUUGUGUGCACUAUACCUUUUCUAUGCUUGCAGCACAGGUUUGAGGCAAAUUUGUCUCCGCAACAUGUUGAACGAACUUCAAUUUGUUAGCUUCGUAAGCAAUCACGAGGUUCCUGCAACGGCGUCAAUAUUUGAACGAGACAACGACCAGGAUUCUGUGUUGAUACAACAGAGAAGACAACAAUGGAACAUUCCCAAAGCAUUUUCUUAUUUAUGCGCUCUAACCACCACAUUACAUUGUCAAGGAUUUCAAAUGACAUGAACUUCUUUGACAAUGUCAAAACUUUUCUUUUUAGCUUAGGUAAUACAAUGUGGCUUGAUCCUUUGGUGGAAAGGACUUAUUUGGAGACCAUCAAUGUUACAACUAAUAACCUGAACAUAAGAAUGGAGUUACUGGAAGAGAAACUUGCGGCUGACAACAAGCAGGUACUAAUCAGUUGAGAACGACUCCAGCAGAUUCUAGAGUUUUUUCCGUUUUUUUUUUUUAGGCAAUUUUGAAAACUUAUGGUGUUUGAUAAUUUCUUUACAGCAUGUGCGACUUCUAAGAAGCUUGUGCGAGGGACUCAUUUAUCUGCCACCUUUGGAAGGAGGGUCAAGUGGUCUUACAGAAAACAGGUAUUAAGUAACUGUUAAUCUCGCUGUUUACUUCCACUUGUUAAGUCUUAUACAAAGUAGGCAAUUUCUUAUAGGGUUCCAUAAAAACCAAUAUCACUUUCAAUCACAUCACAACUUAUUAACUUCAACUUAGGUAUGCUGUGGUGUAACUAACUGUAUCUUUUUAAUGUUGUUGUUUGUGUUAUAGUUAUGAUGCAACUGGUGUUCUAAACUCGGUGAUUUUGCCCGAGGAAGGAUUCCACUCUGUUUACGUGUCUGCUGUGGAAAAUCCAGGUCUCUUUUUCAUCCAGUUACAAUCGUCGGAAGAAAGGUGAUAUGCGAUGUUAUUGACAUUUUGUUUUCAUAUCACUGAUCGCGAGGAUAUGUGUCCGUAGGUCAUAAAUCUUCAUCCCCAGAUGAACCGUCUUUUUAGGGACAAGGCAGCCAGCACCAGCACGGUUUAUUGUCACAGAUAAACGUUAACCGCGAGUCGGUUUAGAGUUUACUGAAAUUUGAUCAUGGCCCUUUCUCCGACAAAACGGCGUCGACCUACAAGAGAAUAAUGGUGUGUUGGCUGAGCGGUUAGCCUGCGUGAGCAGACGCAUCUUUCGGCUUUGGUUGCAAACGACGAGAAAAGUUACUUUUCAGGUGGAGGGAAGCGACAACCGCGGAGAUACGGCUGUAUUCAUAGAUUACUAGGGUCUUUAAGAUCCAACGACGCGACGGCAACGAGAACGUCGCUUAAAAAGUGAAUUUGCGUUCUUUCAGUCUUUAUCGCAAUUAUUCCUACCCACUUACUUUGUUAAAUGUAGGUGAACCCUCCUGAACUUGAAUUCCUGGGAACCGUAUCCAAAUUCAGAAAGAGAAAUAAGCUGUAGUCGUUGCUUGUUUACGUCCUCCAUAAAACGUGAAAUUAGACAUUUUCACGUCGUAGUCGUGCAAAAACGGCAACGAAAUGUAGAAAAAAGCGUGAUGCACGUGCAAAGUUGUUGUUUUGCGUAUUAAACCUAUUGCUCUUUUUGACGUUCUCGUUGCCGUCGCGUCGUUUGCCACCUUAACCGUACGAAAAUUUAGACAUUCGAAGAGGGAUAUUUAGACAUUUCGAGGUUGCAUGUGAACCUAGCGAGAAUAUUGAACGGUCCCAUGUGAACGAAGUGUUCGAUCAAAUUUUUCAACCGGUCGAAAAUUCGUCCGGUGCCGUGUGAACUUGACCGUAGACAAAACCUUUGGUCCAGUUUAUCUCUUCUCACCCAGGCCCCUUUGUUCAAAAGGUGGAUAACGCUAUCCACUCGAUAAAUCUCUAUCCAGUGGAUAACCCAAAAGAUUUCCCUAACAUUUAUCCGCUGGAUAGUGAUUUAUCCGGGGGAUAGCGCUCUCCAUCGUUUGCCCCGUCCGGGCCAGAUGUUUAAACGGAUACCGGCGGCAACAUACUACUGUGGGUAUCAAUUCGGUGGACUACUAACUUCCAACUUUUGUUUGUUGUUAUUGUAAAGCUUGGAGGAUCUAAGGCAGAAGAUCAACUCCGGGGUUAGCAGAGUUGAUGCUGAAGAAGCCGAAGUGUCAGUUGGAUCGUAUUGUGUCGCAAAGUUUUCAGAGGAUGACAAGUAAGUUAAGCUAAUCAAGUCAGCUGCUAGUGUUAUGCUGAAACAGUGUAGUAGUCGUUUGCAACUUCCAUGAGAGUUCAAAUUUAAAGACUGAAAAAGAACGUAAAAAAGCUAUUAAGUGUUGUGUUGUGAAAUACUGCAUUAUGAAUAGUAACGCCUGAAAGAACUGUCAAUUCGGUUUCGUUUCAUUAGUAAAAACCACAUAAUAGACGGCGAGCAGUCUCUCCUUUGAGACCGAGUGGGAGUGAAAGCGAAUGUGCGAGCCGGAGCAGCGAGUUGUGCGUGCGCUAGUACGAGCGAAAAGAGCAUUUCUGAAGCCCAACACUUCGGUGACAAAGUGUAUUCGUUCGUACUGGCUCCAGCACAACUCGCUGCUCACGGCUACAGCGCUCGCACACUCGCAUUCACUCUCGCUCUAAGAUUUUUGAAGAGAGAUUUUCUCUCGCUUAUGUGCCACAUUAGGUGUGGUACCUUCACUUGGGUAGCUUUACAAGUAUGAAAACACUCAGAGAAUUUAAUCAAUAACUUUUUUUCUCUUUGCAAAAAUAGGUGGUAUAGAGCCCGUGUCAUGGGGAGCAGGCCUGAUGAUGAAUAUGACGUCUUCUAUGUUGACUUCGGUGAUCGAGAGUGGGUGACAAGAGAUAGAAUUGUCCCAGCAUGGAGCGGCAUUCUACAGCUCCCUCUUCAGGCGAUAGAAUGCUCUCUUGUUAACGUCCAACCCAUUGGUGAGCAUUAAUCAUCAAUGAACUGUACACCGUAAAGUAGCAUGAUAAUGUAGCCGACAUUCCUCGACUCCCGAUAACUCGAACCUUCAAGGGAAAUCGGAAAAAGUUCGAGUUAUCGGGAGUUCGAAGCAACUAACCAGAAGUAAGGAAGUGGGAUAGGGAGGAACGCAAGUAUCAUGCACACUUCACAGUACAGCGCUAAACAUUUUUUCAUUUGUAUUGGGCUGACAAAAAAAAGCUAUAAAGACAAAAGAUACACAAUUGUUUUGAAAUAAAUUUAGUUUUUUGGACUGUACUUAAUUCACCGAUAUUUUUUCGACAUGUCACGCGCUUAAAACGUGGUUCGAGUUAACAAGGGUAAAAUUGUUUCGAGUUAGCGGGAGGUUCGUGUUAUCGAGGGUUCGAGUUGCCGAGGGUAAAAUUAUAGUAAAGGUAUGAAGGAAAUCCAGGGGUAAUUGACUUUGGUUCGAGUUUAGCGAGGGUUCGAGUUAUCGGGAGUGGACUGUAUAACCGAAUUAAAAUUUUACGCUCGGGUAGAUUUUUAAAUAAACCAAUCCGAUGACGAAGCAAAUCUGUGUAGCUCGCGUCAUGCAGGGGUGGAAAACGCACGUGACUAAAUCAUGGUUGGGUUUGUUUUCUUCACAGAAAAUGACUGGAGUGAAGAAAGCGGUGAGGCAUUCUGGGAAAUGGUAACUGAUCAGCUGCUUGUUGCCAAGGUAACCGUCAUAAAUACAAUAUAUCUGAUAACUUUUAUUUUUUGAUUAACUUGGAUUUUAGAUGACAUGAAUGAGUCCCAAUAAUUACGUCAGCAACAAUUCAACUGUAAUAUGGUAAUAAUAACUGAAAUUCUAAUCGAGUCCUUUUGCUGCGGUAUAACGUCUUUUCCCCUGGGAGAAAGUAAAACUGCAUGUGCGUAACCGCUUCUUCAUCCUUAAGUUUAUCCUUAGACACACAUCUGUAUCCACAGAAGCGUCAAGAACGUUCAUAGUAAGCGACUGACAGGAUAGAACAACCAGUCUGUAAAAAGGCUAAAAUUUCUCACCUAAAAGAUGCAACGCGCGCGAUGAAUUACGCGGAAAUGAUAUUGUAACCGCUUUUACCUCUACCUUUCAACGUAGGUUAAAUCUAAAAGUGCAUCUUUAGUUACCGGAAGCCACAGAUUUGAAAUUGAGCUUUAUGACACCAGUACAGAACAUGACGUCAUCAUCAGUCACGAGAUGGUCGCAAUAGGACAUGCGCAGACAACACCUGAGGCUACCAAGGUUUGUAUAGAGACCUUAGCAUCGUAUCAUACUGGGAGCCGUGUAUUUUGGAUCUCUGUUGCUAUCGUAAAGGUGUUAAAUGUUAUGACUAGUUCGCAGGUUUUGAUUGAUGUAUUUUUUCCCCCUAAAUCCAGUUUUUGUUUGGAGAUGCAACUGACGAGCAGGAAUGUUAUGAUGUAAGUACAGCCUCCUGUGGUUCUAUGUACGAGAAAUGGUAGGCACGUCUGUGUCUGUUCACUUCUCUUUCUGAAGGGACAGAAUGCGCGGAGACACGUGAUUUGCAGAUAGACUGAUCUCUGUCUCAUAUUCACUGCUAUAUGUAGUUUCCUCGGUACGGCAAUUCCCUUGCGCUCAAGGAAGAUUUAGUUCAGCUGGAAAAUGAUAGUCUCGAUUUUGUCCAGAAUUAUAUCCGACCACAGUUAAGAUUUCGUCGAACAUGAUUUGCAGCUCUGGUAUGUUGUAUUCUGUUGGAAUGGAUGUAUCAUCAAACGCUAUCAACAGGUGGAAGAGAAAUAACACCUGUCUGAUUUUGCUUUUGCGGUUUUUAUUCUUCAGAAUCUCAAAGAAAAGGAAAAUAAAAUGAAAAGUUCAAAUUGGCAACAUUUUAAAAACUGAUUAAUUUCACGUCUAAAGCAGUGUAACUCAAAAUGUAAAAGGUUAAAGGACUCCUCAUUCACUUGGUUUCCAAGCAUUUUGUGUUAUUGUUUGGGAAUUUUUUUAAUCAUGAGGAAAAUCAUUUGUCGCAACAUGGUCAACACGCAUGAUGGACAAUAACAUUCCGGUGUGCGUUGCUAUAGCGACAGACACAGCCACGAAAUAUUGACUACUCUUACCUCGUACGAGAAUAGAGUGUUUUCACAUGACGUCACGGCGGCCAUAUUGGUGUCCCAAAACAAUGAAACGGCGGCCAUGUUGGUGUCCCAAACCAAUCCUCUGGGAAUGGAACUCUUUUCUUAUGCAAACGCUUUCUUUCGUUUCAGUAAAUUUGCAUAGAUGCUAGCCACGUGAGUGAAAACACUCUAUACCGUGUUCUAAUUAAGAAUUUACUUAUCUGGCUUGUUGUUAAUUGCAUCUGAAAUUACGUCUUUGCUUAAUUAAACGACAACUCCGGAGAAAAUCUCCGGCGCACGGCUUCAGUUCGCUGAGACGGACAUGUCUGGCUUGUAUGGAGUGAAAAACAGCCGACUGGAGAACACUAGGGACCCAGAGCCCGCUAGCCUUUUCCAGGUGUUCAAAUACUGCGCAGCAGUGAAAAAGGAAGAGCUCUGUAGCUAAAUUUCUCCUCGUGUCCUUUCUGCAUUGUCUACGAAGCCGGCCCACUAUCUGAAAGCGUUUAAAAGUCUUCAUAGACCCACUCUAGGUGUCCGUGUUGAGGCCGCAGUGUCUCGAAAAGUACUAUAAAUUAUAUCUUUGUCCCUAGAAUCGAACGUUAGGGCCUAAGUACAGAUCCCCAUAAAUGACUGAGUGUGAAAGUGUUUAUUGAAGACCGCUGUAUUUAUUUUAGUGACAUUGAGUUCCCUUGCUUUCCAGUUUCCUUACCAGAGAAUACCACAGAUGUGUCUUCAAGUCCAUCAAUGCAGGGUAAGGUGCCAUACAACUACACGGAACGACUGAAAAGUAUUUCUUAGAACUUUGUUGCUGUUUAACAUUACUGUGCUCGCCAUAUACAUUUGGUGUACAGCGCCUGGAAGAGGAAGGGCGAUUUGACCCGUGUUUUAUCAUUGUUUCAGGAUGCUGCGAGGAAAGUAGACAUUAUCAAGGAAAUACAAAGUGUCGUAAUGAACAGUGAAGGGUGAGCGAGCUUUUUCUUUGAGAGAUUAUCCCAACAGACUUUGACCAAAGCUUUCCUUAACCCUUUAAGUCCUUACGUUUCAACAUUUUUAGAGCGAAUACCCUUAUUUUUCAACCUAUUACAUUUCGUAUGGUGUUGGCGGUGAUCGUUUUCUUUAUUUUCAUAACCCUCAUGUUUGACUGAGCAGAGAUAUCAAAAGGUUCCCGUUUGUAAGUAAGCCUAGUACACGUACGGUAUUAGGGGUGUAGCAGGUACUAUGCGGUGGAUUUACUGUGUGCUAAGAUCUAAUUCCUCCUGAUAACUUAUCACUUUAGACGUAGAUAACGACAUUUCCACUGCUCAAUCUUGGUUUUCAUUAACCCAUAGAACAGUUAAGAGCCAAAUCCACAAUUUACCAAAAACCAGAGUAAUAUAAUGUGUAUUACAUUUUCUACUCCUUCUAACUCCUGAGUAAGAGCAAAAAUAAGCGGUAGAAAAGUUCGCUUUCAAUAAUUUCGAUGGAAAUCCAGUGUGGUGGCCACCUAAGUCCAAGCUGUUUCGUACAAUUUCACCUAACAUCAAAGAAUAUACUCAACUAGUUAAGAGCGGAUGUCAGUAAAUAUCGACCAGAGGUCUACAAAACUGAAAAAUCGAAAAUUCUCAAAAAAAUUCACAAAGUAGCACUAGGUAAGCUAUUAACAUAAAUGUAAUUUUUACUUCGAUCCGAUAAUUAUUUUCUACGUACGGGGGGGUUAUUGGUUUCGCGGCUCUCGGACCGGGUUUUCCAGGCCCGAGACCAUGUGUCACAAAAAAAUCGUUUUAAAAUUCAAAUCCAUUGUAAUGUGGACAACAAAUAACUUAUUCAGAAGAGUACUUAAUUGCACACAUUCUAAGUGGUGAUUUACUCAGUUUGAACGAAAGUGUAAUAUUUUGGAGAUUUUUCAUUAUUUUCAAUAUUUUGAUCGUUUUCGUUCAAUGAAAAAAUGGCAAAUUUCAAAGCCCAAAAUCGUCGACUGGUACCUCGAUUUCAGUAACGAGUCUUAUACCACGUUAAAGAACGUUAUCUCUUCUUUCAAAAUCUGUUUUCAAAACCACGGGCAACUUAAAAGAAAAUUUUUGAGGCCAAAAAAUACUAGUAGUACUUUUCUGAAAUUUGAGCUUUCCAGACUCAGCGGGUCAAUGCUAAAAACUCAGAAAAAUGCAAUAAGAAAUCAGUUUGAGCAACAGUGAUUUAACGUUAUCAGCUAUCAGAAACCAACACGUGUUUAUCGAGCGAUCUGAUAAAAUUUAAAGCCGUUUUCCAACAAGAAAAGCAGAGUUUAGCCAUCUUCUGCUACCAAACGCACGAGUGACGUAAGGUUGUCAAAGGGCAAAGCACAAUAAUAAACUUCAAAAAGCACAAAGUUUCUGCGUCCAGGAAUUAGACUUUAGCGGACAGAACAAUGCCUACGAGUGUAUGUUUCAUACCUUAGCAUGGGUUUCCUAGAUAAUGGAGAUAAAAACAUCAAGGACAGCAUCGGCAAGACCAUCUUCGGCUGCUCUCAAACGACGGAGAUUGCGUUACUUUUCACAGAUUGACCGCUUACCACCUGUUUUUGGGCUCGCAUUUCGACGGAACGCUUGCCUCGAGAGGCGCGGGGCACGGAUCUGAACUCUUCUUCACGAGACAUUGAGCUGAAUUUAUCGGAAAUAUGCCACCACCAACAACAACAUGAGCUUUUUUUUUCGGUAUUUGUCGUUUUUAUGCGAAAAGUUCGGGUAAGUAGAUUCUUGCAAAAACCAUUUGGCUUAAAAAAUGUGUUUAAAAGCCCACCCUGGAUUUGAAGCAAAAAGUAUUUCCUCGAAAUAAGCUAAAAAUACCCAAUUCACGCGGUGAAAAAAUGGAUGAUUAUGGAAGGAUUAUCGAAUUCUUGCCUAACCUGAGGGAUUUCUCGUGAUGUAGGAUUAGGGCUAGGAAAAAAGCUCAUAACCUGCUCCUGUCGUUGUGAAUUUCCUCAAGAUCAAAAAUUUCAGUAAGAACCGAAAACAACAGCUUAAAGGAGGUGCACACACCUUGAACUAGCCAGGGAAAAGGGGCUUCUGAUUGAGCUAAACUGUCUUUGAUGCACGGUGCAAUUAGGUAGACCUGUUACUAUCCCCCGCGCAACCACAUGGGGAGUACUUUGAAGCGGUCCUGUCGGGGACUUUCGGGGGUAGGGGGCGGGGCAAAUCGAAAAUAACUUCUCUUUGUUUUUGUGAAGUACAUCAUUUCUCGCACGGUUGACAAGGUGACGGCGGACUCCGUACCUUUGAAAGGCCCUUUUGAAACAUGUCCUGGCAACAUGCAGGAAUCACGAAAUUAACGUCAACACCUUGAGUCAACUCCAUGAACAGGAGAGGCGAUAAGUCCCAUCUUGUCUAGACGUGAAUAGUCUGUCCACAGUCAUUUUUCAUUUUGUAUUUCGGGACCGUUUGACAGCGUACGAGUGAACUGGAGCGCAGUAACGAGCCCUAACCCCACCCCAUUGCCCUUGCGGUCAAUAAAUCAUCGCGUUUUUCAUUUUUUUUAUGCGCGUUCGAGAACCUCCAAAGGGAAUAUUGAGGGUCUUUGUACAGUUUCAGUUUAUUUUACCGACAAAAAAGAACAAAACAAAGCAAAAGACAAGUAUACAGAAACACGCAGAAGCAAUGUGGUGAGGAAGCCCAAAAAGAAACCAUAAGGCUUAGGUCAUCCCCUUUUCGUUCGUUUAGCGUCGAAUAGGUUUCCUGGCUUUGGGUGGGUCGGUCGGUGGGGUGAAAAAAAAAUCACAAGAAAUCUGAGAACGGGAGGCCUGAAACACCAGCAUCAUUGCCGUGGAGACUGAAAACAACAAGACAUGGUCGACCAAAUCGACACAAAUUUAAUAUGGGGGAAAAUUUGAUGGUCAAUUUCAUAAAAAAAGGCCCAAGAAGGGUAAAACGCAAAGAGGAUAUACCACCGAACGUUUUAUGCCUCGAAAUGAUGUUAUAAUGCUAAUUUUUUAGAUUAAAAGAAUUAAUCUAAGUCCAAAAAAAAUAAAACUUGUCGUUUCUUUUUCUUGCUUUUUUAAAAAAGGCCAAAAAACUGGGUCUUUUGGUCGACACUAAACGAAGAAAAAAUUAAUAUAGGAAUUAAGCUACCCUAAAGUAUAAAAGUAUAAGUUUACAAGGACAGGAUCGAACGUAUACUGAGUAACUAAAUGAGAAAAAUUUGAUCAAAAUCAAAUGAAAGGCUAAGAGCCUAAGCGCUGUCUGAUAACGAAACGGUAAACAAGAAGUGCUGCCUCUCAUUUAAAAGAGACGUGAAAUACUGGGUGGACCACAUCCUGAACUCCCGCGGAAACCGCAAGAGAGGAACGCUCAUGGCUAAGGAGACUAAACAGGGGCGUAGCUACUUGUACGCACGGGUGCACGUGCGUGCCCGAAAACAUUGAGGAAAAAAAAUAGAAUGAAAUAAACAUAACUAAAAAAAUCGGUUUCCAGAGAAGCGACGACAUUAAUUGGAGAACCGAAUCUUGGAUGAUUUAUUUAUAUAGCAAGCUUGAUGAUGUAAAGCGUGAACGCGUUGUUUUCUCCACGACGUGUCUUCGGAGUGGACGAAGUAGAGCAUAAUUACGUCAAUGUGUGGUGCUUUUGUCGGUAAAAAAUAAUGUGACAAAAAGGGGUAAAAAGAGUCAUUUGUAAACUAAAGUCGGAGGUACUACAAGCUUGAUUUUUAAUAGCUGAAUUAAUGAUAAACGGUUGACGUCAAUGAACAUAACAAGCCGACAGAAUUAAAGAAUUUUAGAGGUUGUGUCAUUUCAUAAACAGCAAAAAUGCUUUUGCUUACAACCGUUAACCCCACCUUUAAUAAAGGCAUCUUAAAAAAAUGUUGAGAUUUGGGGUGGGGGGGGGGGGGGGGGGGGGAAGAAGAUGUAGAAAAAGUUGGGCGUAGCUCCGGAAAAAUCCUGACUACGCACCUGCUAAAGCCUGAAACUGAACAACAGGAGUCUUGACGAAACGUCCUCAGUUAUCACCUGUCCGGGGUCGUACUUUCAAGGAAACGCUGAUCAAGAAUCACUCAUGACGGAAUGAAAACUCCUCGUAGCUUCCAGCGAAAAAAGGAGUGACAACAGUGGUAAGCGGUCGUUCUGUGAAAUGUAACGCAAUCUUUGCCGUUUACGAUCUUUCGGCACGUGGAUUUGAAACGUUGUUGUUUGGUAUGUUCUCCCGUGUGGAUACUCGACAUUUCCAACAUAUGGAAACACCAUGCUAAGGUACGAACAACAGACAUUCACAACAUUGUUUUGUACGCUAAAAUCUGAUUUUAUGGACGUAAAACGUUUUGAAUUUUAAGACUUUUUAUAUUAGUGCUUUGCCCUCCCUUUGACAACUUCACGUGACUGGUGCACUUGGCAGGAGUUGACAGCUUAAAUCUGCUUUUCUUGAUAGCAAACGGCAUUAAUUUAUAUCAGAUCGCUGUAUAAACACGUUUUGGUUUAUGAAAGCUGAUAACAUGAAACCACUAUUGCUCAAACUGAUUUCUUACUGUAUUUUUCCAAGUUUUUAGCAUCGGCCCGCUGAGUCUGGAAAGCUCAAAUUUCAGAAAAGUACUACUUGUAUUUUUUGGCCUCAAAAAUUUUCUUUUAAGUUGCCCGUAGUUUUGAAAACAGAUUUUGAAAGAAGAGAUAACGCUCUUUUACGUGGUAUAAGACUCGUUACUGAAAUCGAGGUACCAGUCGACGAUUUUGGGCUUUGAAAUUUGCCAUUUUUUCAUUGAACGAAAACGAUCAAAAUAUUGAAAAUAAUGAAAAAUCUCCAAAAUAUUACACUUUCGUUCAAACUGAGAAAAUCACCACUUAGAAUGUGUACAAUUAAGAACUCUUCUGAAUAAGUUAUUUGUUGUCCACAUUACAAUGGAUUUGAAUUUUAAAACGAUUUUUUUGUGACACAUGGUCUCGGGCCUGGAAAACCCGGUCCGAGAGCCGCGAAACCAAUAACCCCCCCGUACGUGGAAAAUAAUUAUCGGAUCGAAGUAAAAAUUACAUUUAUGUUAAUAGCUUACCUAGUGCUACUUUGUGAAUUUUUUUGAGAAUUUUCGAUUUUUCAGUUUUGCAGACCUCUGGUCGAUAUUUACUGACAUCCCCUCUUAAGUCUGUUUGAAGUUGCUGUAUUGCUAGAAGGUUUAUCCGAGUAUCUAAUCCAUAUGCAUUUAUCUUUAGGUAUAAGGAUGAUAUACGGGACUGUGGAGGAAUCCAAGCGCUAUGUCGGCUAUUGAGUUUAAACAGAGAUCCGCUGGUGCUACAGCACAUUCUUACAAGUCUUGCCUCUUUAGCUUUUGGUAACGACAGGUCAGUUUGGUGUACUCUUUCUAGUUUCUAUGACUGAAACGUGCUUUGCAUUUCGUAGAACUCUAACUGGGGUAUGAGUAUCACUGUAAAGGACUUGUAAGCAGCAUGACCAAGCGGUUAGAGCGCUGUCAGACUUUUAAUUCGAAGGCCCCGAGUUCAAGUCCCGCGAGCCCUGACCGCUAGCUGGAUUUGAUCUCGGUAGUCCCGAGUUCGGCAACGCUUGUGAAAUAGCCAGCUGGUUCGCCUUCUACCAGUUGGGAUUUUUAACCAUGUUAUGUUAAAUUACUUUCAAAUUAUUCGUUUCAUUAUCCCUGAAAAGCCCCAUUAGGGGAGAGGAUAAUUAAAGUACUAUUUGUAUUUAUUAUUUAUUCCCUCUUAAUGCUUAAUCAUUUCUAGUCAUGGCAGCAAUCAACGUACCACGGAAACGGUUUUUGUCUUGUGCAAAUCUUUCUUGUCUCUGUGGCUACAGACUGCUCGCAGUCUCUUAGUUAACUGAAAAGUUGCUGAGGUAGCACGCGUUAACACAUGGACGCGAGGUGGUAGAAACUAUGACAGACUUUAAGAGAAAAGGUAGACCGUAAACAGUCCGUCGUAGCUGUCAUCCACCUCGCUUACUUUGUUCCCUUAAUCCAUCUUAUUCGUCUUCUAACUCUCUAGGCUCCCCGCUUGCCCCUGGCAUUGCUCCCUCCAAACUCUUCCUUAUCAAAGUCCCUCGUGCUGGUUGGUGUGUCAGUAAAACUUCAGACGUUGUUUGGUGAUGACGCUCUUCAGCUAAUUCUCCUCGAUGUCCUGGAUUGUUGUUUUGUAAAAUGAACUUUUAGUUGCGCUAGGAAAGACAUAACCUAAACCUGUAACUUCAAGCCUUCCUACUCGUAUAAAACCAAAGUCGAUUUGGCAGUGCUUCAAGGUGUUAUUGGUUGUUUUUGUAUAUUAUACAAAAUAAAAUUUGGAACUUUUUUUUUUCGCAAUUUGAGGCGGCAAGGCCACAAGUCCCGGCGAGACAACGCGGGGACGGGUCGCCGCGAUGAUUCGCUUCGUGAGACAUGGGAAAUUUUUGUGAAAGUCCUGUUCCUCACACUAGAAGUUUUUUGCCCGCGACAGUCGCCCUGAUAAUUAGUAUUGCUCACUUGUUUUAUCAGUAUAUCCCUGUGCAUUACGUAUCUUCGUGGUGUGUUCAUUUUCAGUAACUGUGACGAAGUGAGAAAGCAAGGAGGACUUCAAACAAUAUGCUAUCUCUUAGGAAAGGUAUGGUCCUUUUACUCUUAGCAAAACACCCUUUUGUGUCAAUGAAACGUUGGAAGGGGCGAAGAAAUGUUGAACUCGAUCCAUUAUGGGGAACAAAAACAAUAAGAAUAAGCACAAGGCAGUUCUUUUUCCUGCGGGUAACACGAUAUCAAGGUGACGGAAAAAGCUGAAAAGGGCAUAAAGUAAUACUUACCCCAACUUAACAUAGUUACUAGGACAUAUCAGUAAUUGAAGUAAACCCCUUUAGUUGAUACCAUUGCCAGAAAUCGUGGACAUUUCGCGCCCGUGAUUAAUUGUCAGCGGAAUCUCAUUUUCAAAAUGACGGACAAAAACGAUCGUGGUCAGGGAAAGCGUAUCCCCUGCGAUUUUUAAAAUAAUUUGAGCUCUGUGGAUCUGUUUUACGAAGAAAAAAGCUGGAAUAAAACACCUUGCAAGAAGAUGUUAGGUUUAUACUCGGCCGAGCGGCUGAUAGCAACAAAACAGUACGCGGAUGUACCUUUCGUGACAUUUUCGUGACAAUUUUGUUUUAAAACCAAGCCUGGUAGGCUAAUCGAGGAUUUUUGAAUGCCUGGAACCUAGUUUAUAUCCCGUGAAGCAUCUCUGGAGUUGUAGCAACAAACAAAAUGGCGAUUCGGUGAGGUUUGGAGUUGUGAAGCUUUGCCCGACCGAAAUGUGUCAUUCGCAACUAUGUCGUCCAUUACUGGACUACAGAUGGAAAACUGAGGGAAAUAAUGCGCCUUUGGAAGUAUUUUGCAGUGUCAAAAUCGUCCUUUUUACGACUGUUUAGGAAACAUCUUAGAUCGCAGAAGUGAUAUCGAGUCGUGCAAAUUUACUUCAUUGAAGGGUUUAUCCUCUAAUCGACGAGUAUUUCGCGUGACUUCGGCAAGAUUUUAAGACAAUGUAUGGAGAAAUGGAGCGUACAACGGGAGAUAAAAGUGGCCACUUCGGGAAGUAAGUAAACCUACUUCUAAUUAGCCAUUUUUAACCCAGAUGCAAAGGUUACACAGCACUUAACAUGUUUCGAGUCGUGCACCGAAGACCCGUAAGCUCAUAGUCGAUAUAUUUGAACAAGUUUCCUUAUCUCCAUACAUUUUCUUGUACGAAUUCGCAGCCAUUAUGGCCUUAGUGCGCACGCGCAAGCGCCAUCUUGUCCCUAAUUUCUGGCAAUGGUCUGUAGUUGUGUUCACAAGAUCACCUCGUCUUCUCGAUAUCUAUUUAUACCUCAAGCUAGGGAAUAUGAUCAGAGGGCAUAAUUGCAUACGUACAAGUUUUAAUGUAUUGUUCCAAACCAAUCAUAAUUAACAAGAUGUAUUCAAAGCUCUCUUUGUUGUCAAUGUUUGUAUCCAGAUUGAAGACAGCACUGUUCAAGAAAGCCUGGCAUGGGGGAUCAAGAACCUUUCAGCCACAGAAAAGUAUGGAUUACAUUUUUUGAGUUUAUUACUAUUAUCAUCAUCAUCAUCAUCAUCAUCAUCAUCAUCAUCGUCAUCAUCAUCAUUAAUAAUUAUUAUUGUUUGCUAUACCGUCUUUUCAAUUUAAGUGUUUAUGACUAGCAAUGUUUGUGGUAUAACUUUUGCGGUUUUGCUUGCAUUAUCAUACCACCACCCUUCAAAUUGCUGCACGGAAUAAACCCAAAGAAAAAUAAUGAGCAAAUUCAAACGCACACUGCUUUUAAAAGUACGUUGCUAUUCUGACAUUUUGUUGUAUUUCCUGAACAGAAAUCAAAGCGAAGUCAGUAACCGGGGUGGAAUCAAAGCUUUGUGCGGACUGCUAAAGAUGGCCGCCAAUGAGAAGGUCAGUUGUGCUCAGCAUUUAAAAGGCAAAUGCAACAGUUAAUGUAGAAUACAUAGGUUUCUAUGGACGUGGUGGUUGCCUGAUAAUCGGAUCAUCAGACAUUCAUUCUUCAGAGGACGGCUCCCGAUGCAAGGUUCGAAACUAGAGAUAAUACAAAUAUCGUUCAAUCGAAUCCAGGAUUGAGGAGACUGGGAAAGAAAGAAGUGCGGGAGGGGUGUUUUAGGAAAGAAAGUAUAAGUAUGCUUUCAAGACUUACAGAAUUUGGUGUUCUUUUAUUUUGAGGUUCAAGAGAGAGUUGUAUGGGCCCUUGGUUCUCUUGCUAAAGAUCAUAUUAGGUAUGGGCUUUUAGAUUGUUUUGUUUGCUUGUGUGUACGUUAUUCUCACUUAAUUUCGCGAUUUUCGUGAUUUGGGAAAAAUCGCGAAAUUUGAUACUCGCAAAAUCUUAGAAUCCCUGAAAAUCCCUAACAGUUCUCUAAAAAUCCCUAAAAAUCGCGAAAUUAAAUACUCACGAAAUACGGCCCAUAAGUCAGAAUAAGGUAUUGAUUUGCUCGCACUACUGAGCUGUCUUGAUUUUUAGGUGAAUACGAAUUUCUUGGUUGUUUUUCUUCUUUCGGUGGCAUCGCCAUUUAUUUAUUUCUUUACUUGUGUACUUUUUAGAUCAUAUAAGGGAGUAACGGAGUAUCCCCUAUCAUCCUUCUCCCCAACCCCAGCAAGAAAUCGAAAUUGUCUGUGACAAAAAUAAAAUGUAAUUUAACGUUUCGCAACGAGUUCAAAACAAACAAUUUGCAUUGGCUUACAAGUCCACCUCUUUCUGUAACUUUUCAUAGCAAUUGCCAAGCUGUACAAGUGUGUGGAGGUCUUAAAACCAUAUGCGAACUGAUAUCUGCAACGAGUAAUGAAAAUGUCCUGGAACGAUCUUUGUGGGCAUUGGGAAUGCUUGCUAAUGAUGUCAAGUGAGUUUCAAAUUUCGUUUGUCGUAGUUCUUAUUUUGUUGUUUUAUGACCAAUUUAAGGACGGUGCCCACUAUUGUUACUGCGCUCAUUUUCUGCGCAUGCCAAAGUAGUCGCGCGCGACGCGAAAGAAAUGCGCAACACGCAGGACACGCGGACUGGUUUUGUCUCCUGUAAGUCUGGGAGGUUCUAGUUAUUUCUUGUGGAAAAGAUGCGUCCUUUUUCAACAGGUGAAAAAUAAUUUCUGUUUACCUUGUCAGUUCUUUGAAAACCGAAGAAGUAUGCGCAUGUUGCUAUUUCUGUCGUAUGGUCGAUCUGACCAAACAUUUUAUAGUCAAACAAAAGUCAGUUUUAAAACAUCAAAAAUUAUUGCUUCGAGAUGUUACACUUGGAGCUUGGGUAUUAAACAAUCCCUUAAUAGGCAAGGAUUAGUAAAACAGAAGGAAAAUAGCUCUAAGUCCUCCGCUUAAUCGAGAAACUGCAAGCUUACCUUUCACUCGCAUCCUUCGCGUUUUAUCGGCUAAUCGGCUAUAAACACUUUCCCGAAUAUUUCUUUCAUUUUGUAAGAUUUUAUGUAAUUAUUCACCAGAAGAUAGACUUAAAGCGUUCGAGUACAUACAGAUGUCCCUUUUAUCGAGAGUCCGAGGCUUCUAUUUGUCGAACAAACAAGAAAAAAAUUAUCACAAGAUUGUUUGGAUUGCUGAGAUCGCAGCUUCACAAAUAGUUGCGGACCGCUAAGGAAACGCUUUCAUCGUGGAAAAAAUCGUAAAAAAUUGUUAUGCUUUUUACUAUUAUCAUUGUUAUUUAAGCAUUUUGGCAGUACUAAGCAUUAAAAUUAUUGACUCAUUGGGUAGCUUGUCGUGUAGAUAGUAUUUCUUAAGGUUCAAUUUCACGCCACACAUAAUCUGGACAUUUAGACAUAGCUGCCAUUUAGCUGUUUACAAACUAAAGAUGGACGGUAAAUAAAGUAUUUCCAUUCUAAGACUUUCUUAGGUUUAACAGACACUGUUAAGUCUAAAAUUAACAUUUAGGAACGAAAAAUAGUGAAUGAACGUGACACAGAAUGCUACAGUAAAAAAAUCAAAACGAAAUAUAUAAAAUGAUCAUUAUAGCCCAGUUUAUAAUUGAGGGUACAUAAACGCAUUCGGUACAACUAGUUUCGGAGUAUUCUGCCUUUUUAAAAGAGAUCUCAUGAUCGUGUAUGGAACUUGAGUCUAUAUAUGCAAAUCAUUUAUGUCAUAUGAAACUUGUGGCAAAGCCCGAAAGAGAUAGCGCAAAGCACAGAUAUAAGCUCAUUGAAUGCAUGCAAGUGCGAGGACAUAUUCGAUCGAGGUACCCGGUAAAAUGAUAAAAAACGAUAGAAGGUUUACAAUCCAUACAUCUACAGUUAAAAAAAUCUUGAGGACAUGUACAGGUAAGCAAACGAUUGAAGGAGUACCUGUCUAAGAGUCCGUGCCGACUAUUUUCCACUAUAGUACAGUAGUUUGUUUACAGCGCCAGCCUUGGAUCUUGAGCUCGCCACACUACCCUAUGUGCGCUGGAAGUAAUCUUUAAUACCUUGGAGAUUGCUCUUCUCCAAAAAUUUUUGUUAAAUGUUUCAGACGGAGAAGCUCCAACUGAAUGAAAUAGUACAAUUUGUUUUCCUUAUAGUCCAUGAAAUGUCCUGCUUCACUUUCUGUUUUUACUCUCUUCCGUGGGUUGUUGUUUUCUGACUGUCAGCCAUUGUGGAUAUCCCAGAAUACUCCGCGUUGAGUGAAGCAAUAGUGAAACUGACCAGGGAGGGGAUGGGAAAAAUUGUAAAUAACCCCCAAAGCGAUUAGGUUAAGGUCGAAACCAACCAAUUUAACUCCAAAAAUGCGUGGUAACCCCUACUUUUUAUCUUACCAAAUGAACGUAAUAAGCCUACUCAGUAAACUAUCAAUUUUUGGUUCGGGGAAAAUCUCGUUUACACUAUUUUUAAGGCAAACGCGUGGAGAGGGGUAACUGCUGAUAACUUCCCAGUUGUGCUAAUAUUUCAGAAAAAGACGUAUAAAUAGCAGUUGUUAUGUUAUCAUUUGUUGCUUAUUUUGAAACCUUGUUGCAAUUAUCAUUGCAUUUGUGCCAGUUUACGUGUGUACUCUGAAAUUUGGGGGGAAAAUAACUUUUUAUUAUUUUUCUAAAAAAUGCCUAUUCAGCGUUUUUCUCCUAAUUGAAGCGCAGUUACCUCUGAAAAAUGCGUGGUUACCCCCCGUUUUCUUUUUGGAUUUCAAUAGCCGCUGAUAUGAUCUACUUGUCUCGCAUAGUCAUUAUCUGGGAAAAAAAUACUUCCCAUUAGUGGGCACCGUCCUUAAUUAUCCCACUUUUUACAGGACGUCCUGUUCAAUAGACCAUUUCGAAAGUACUGUAUUUUUUUGUUAGUGCAAGUUUGGGUAGUGGCUGAUGUGAGCCUGACAGUAUUCCAUAGUCUGCCUUUUUCACAACGUAAACUGCAUGCGCAUGCGUCAACGUCUCAAUAAUUCUCUAUACAAAAGGUUGAGUUUGAUCGUCCAGGUGAACGUAGUCCUGAAUAGGACUGUUGUUGUUGACAGUGACUGACGUUUCGACAACCUGUGCGGUAGUCAUUUUCAGAGUCAAAGUGAGUUGUAUCACGUCAGUUGAUGGUAUUAUACUCGGGUAAUUGAUCUGAUUGGUCAAUUAUGUCGCGAUGUUAUUGGUCGUCUGUCAGUUAAGCCGUGAUGUUAUUGGCUAUGAAGACUCGUAAUCAGUGAUUGGUGCGUUUCGAUCCGUCUAUUGUCGUAGUUAAACAGUCGUCUAUUGUUAGUCAGAGGAGGACAGACAGGGAGCAGUAUACAAGAUCAAAUGCUGCGACUGCCAGGCUUCUUCGAUCAAACUCAACCUUUUAAAAUGACUCCUGGGUUCAAACCUUUCACAAUUCUCUAUACAUAGUGCAUUCGCAUACCACGCACAAUGCUAACGUUUGGUUUCAGAGAUCUACUUCCCGUUUAUUUGAAAACUGAGCUCUUUAAAAACAGUCAAUAUGUAUAUAAAAAGCAACGUUCCAGCGCAAUUUACCCACACAAGGACCCUACUCUCUUCGUCUGUCCCACAAAGUAGACUGGAAUGAUUACACCUCGAUUGUAAGUUUUAUGGAAGAAGCUAUUUAGAGCAUUCUUGGACUUUCAUUUUCGUAGUGACCUGGAACUACAGUCAUGGACAAAAGUCUGGGCACAAAUUUGCAAUUUUGGGGCUUUUUUCAAUUCACAUAUGCCUAACCCCUCCUUCCCCCCUCCCCCACCCCCACCCCCACAAACAACGGUGGACGCUUGCGUCCAGAAUUUUUCCCGAGUUUCAACAUUGUAUAGGGUGGGGAGAGGGAGAACUGCUAGCAAAUUUUCGAAAAGGAUGCACCGUUUAUAAGGGCGCCCAGAAAUUUAAAGAAAAUUAAUACUGCAUUGCUGUUCCGGACAAUUGUCGAGGAUUGUAGUUAAGCAGUGAAGACUCAGUUUCUGAUCUUUUCAGCCUCAACAGGGAGCUAGUUCCAACUCUCUACCAAGUUUUUGCACGUGGUCCGUUGAAGCAAAGUAUUUCCGUGAGAAAUUGAUUCAUUGUGUUUAAUUUUAGGAACCGGAAUUUUAUUCGUCAGUACGGAGGCAUCGAAAACAUUUGUAAAAAGUUAGAGGAUUCACCCUCAGAACAGGUAUAAUAAUCUUCUGCAACCUUCAUGUAAAUAGGGUAAUGAGCAAAAAAAUACGUAGAUGAAACGAUUUUUAUAAAUUUGGUAUUGUACAGAGAACAGGAAAGGUUCACUAAGGUUCAUGUCUUACGAGCUUUUGCCCAACCCCAGAGUAAAGAUUGCCAUUUUUAGAGACACCCGUUUUCCUUUUGGGGCAUUUAGAACGCUUGAAAUGCGCAUGCCCAUCAAUUUUUGUGCUUAUAACAGUUGUUACUUAUAUCUCUUCAAGUUCAAUUCAACCAUGUAUCGCGUCAUCGCGUCACUGUUUAGUUAGAUCAUUUGUUCGUUUUGUUUGUUUUAAAAUGAACGUUGCAAGCCUGUUCACUUUGUUUUUAACUCGCUGUUCCGAAGAUAUUGGAUUAGCGUUCCUUUAUUUAUUGUCCACCCUAUUUAAAGUGUUUGUUUGUUGUUUUGUAACAGAUCCUCUAUCAAGGCGCCCUAACACUGAAGACCCUGGCUAGUAACAAUCGUUCCAACAAGGAAAUUAUGGACAAAUUCGGCAUCUUUGUUACACUUCAAAGGUUAGCUCUUUGUCCUCAUCAUUUCGUGUGUUUCCUUGUUUUUGAUCGUACACAUUAAAACAUCAAGAAACAACCCAUCUUUUUAGCACAGGAUUUUACCCGGGAGGGGUGCGAACACUCUAAAUUUUAGUCAUACAGGAUCUAUGCCCCGCCGGGGUAGGGUGGGCUGUGGUUUGAUCUCGAGGUGGUGUAGUAGAGUAUUCUUGUUCGGAUUGGGAGUCUAAGCCACCAUAGGCUUCAUUACCAGGCGUUACUGCGCCCGCUUUCCUUCAUUCAUGUCGACCGAACUCCCUGAAACGGCCGAAAAUCAAGCCUUAAGCUGCCGCCGAAAACCUUAACUCCUUCGUUAACUCACUUGCAAAACGACUCAACUAGGAAUCAUUUAUCAUUAUACCAUAAAUUCACCAUCUGCAAAUCUCACAUAAUACACCUUGCUUUCUCCCCAAAACUUCAAUUUCUCUUGGGUAUGGUUGUAAUACCCAGGAGAAAUUAAAUAACAAAGGCAAACAAAGUGUAUUGUGGGAGAUGUGCAAAUUGUGAAUGUCCUGCAAACGAAAGAAAUACAAAGCUACCCGUUUGGAAGAGUUACCAGUUUUUUUUUUUUUUCUUUCUUUUCAUUUUUAACCUUAAAUAGAUAUCUUUUAGCUCAUGCGCCUUAUGAUGUCGUAUGGGAAUUUGUGCACCUAUGCUCGUGAAAGAAACAGUACCUCGAGUAGCCGGUCACAUGACCGAUGUGUUGUUUCACUGGGAAAAAAAACCUCGCCUUCCCAAAACAAACAAACCAAACAUUCAAGCUUACAUCUGUGAUAUGUGGUAGUUUGAAUAUUAGAAGGAACUUAUACUUGUCCUUAAUCAUUUUAAUAAGGCUUAGCAUCAUAUUGUGACACAAGCGCGAGUCUUCGCUGUUGAUAGCACCAAUAUCUUUGGUGGAAAUAGUAACUGCGUUCCAUUGUAAUAUCAAGCACUCUUAUUGCAGGAUUAUGACAGAUGAGUCACUGAAGCUAGGCGUCAUUGCACGCCGUGUGUGCCUGGAUUUAUUACAACGACUCGGCUCAGCGGCCAGCGGUCUCCCAACAACAAGUCCAACAGCUCACACGUCUGUCACUAGAACCCAGGGAAGCUCGACCUCAACUGUCAGCAUCAAGAAGGAAGAGCCUGAGGUCAAAGUAGUCAACGGAGUAAAGGGUAGUGAUGAAGAUGAUGACCUACCCCCGCUCGGAGGGGAUGAGGACAUUGAUAAAGAAAAUGCCCCUGCGCGGGGUGUCAGCGUAACCUUGUCAUCCAACACAUUUGCUAAAUCCACUUUAAGACAAAUCCCAGCCCCGCAAGUGCCUCUAAGAAUUAAUGUCGCUUUAGAAACACCGAGGAAUCAAGCCGCGUCUGAUGGGGAUGGAGAUACAGCGCCAUAUAGGUUGGUUGUGACUUAUGUAUACUCGAUUGUGAAAACGCCUUACUUGAAAAUCAUAAACCAGCGAGACCAAAAGGCUUUCUGGGAAGUGUUUACGGCGAUAAGUGCAUUUGCGUAAUUGCGUAGUGAAAUUUGUCCCCUGGUAGUGUGAUUUUACACAUCCUCAUCAAAUCUUAUCUUGUGACGCCUGGCAUUUGUCUGUCCUCACAUGUCCUUACAUUUUUGUUUCUUUACUGUCAUCUAGGGUGCAUCCUAAAACAGUUUGGUCACAGACCAGGGAUCUGGUGCGAGUUUGCGUGAAGUUGCGAGGUGUGAAUGAGCGAAAAGUGCAAACCGAGAUCACUGACAGCAGGCUUAAGUUUAGGUAAAUACCCACUUAGAUGGUAAAUUCAGCUUGUGCUGCCUAGACUGGUGAGCUGUGGCCAGGUUGCCAUAGUGACCUUACCUAUUAGGAGAUUUUUGCCCUCUUCUGAAAGGAGGCGGGGAGGUAUUCCCGGGAAUUUUUGGUAGGGUGUGUGCCGCCCGAUUCUCCAAUUCCUCGUCCUAUUUCAGACUAAAAAAUGUUAUUUUUAACACCCGUUUUCAGACUGAGCCUCUAAAAUCCAUACCCGUUUCAGACCUUGUGUAGGUGGAAAUUAAGUCGUCAUCAUAUUUAGACUAGAGCUCAAACAAAAAGAUUUCUUAAAAUCCAUUUCGAAGGAUGUUACUCUUUCGUUCUGACUCACGUGGAAUCGAAACAAACACAUUCAUACACUCUUGUAGUUUGCUCAAAACCCAUACCCUAUUCCAGACCAAAAUGGGCAAAAUCUAUACCCGUUUUCAGACCGCAACGGCACAAAAACCCUACCCUUUCGGGCGGCACAUACUUAUAUGGCUUACAUAACGGAGUACAUUUUGCCCGCGCUGAUUCAGUGUGAAUAAACUUUUUACUCCAUUUCACCCUGAAUAUUUCAGUGAGCGCUGAGUUUAUUAGCUGGUGCCGCUUUUCUCUUUGUCCCUAGAACACGUAUGGGCCACUCUCUAUAUGAGCUGGACUUGGAACUGUUCGAGGAUGUUGACUCACAGGUAGGAAAUAGUUUUGUGAUCAGUAGACAAAGAUGUGAGUAUGAAAUACGCUGAACUCACGACGUCCCAGCUGCAGUUGGGUGCUGUAAUCACUGAGUAACCUUAGCCGAUCGCUCGUAAGACUCCAAUAUUAGGGUGGAUUUCCACUGUCGCAUAAUGUUACGUGCGCACUCGCAUAAACAGAGUAGAGGCAAUGCAUGGAAGGCCGCGCGGGAACGUAAAUACGCGCGACCUUUCAUACAUUGCCUCUAUUUUGUUUACCAGCGGAAAAUUUAGGUGCGAACGCGCGUAAAAAUUACGCGACAAUGAAAAUCCACCUUUAGAGUAAAAUGGAAAAGCAAAGCCCCAUCCCCCUGAGAUCAAGGAUAACGCCGCGCGAAAGUCAAGACGCUCCAUUUGCCCGUCCUUGAUUUGGGAGAAAGGGCGGGAGGGUGGGGCGGAGGGGUCUAAAUUUUCCAUUUAUUUUGCCCAAGAUUGUGGCACCCAAUCAUCUGAGGUAACCAGUUCGGCAUUACUUCCAUUUGUUUUGAUCGAAACAACAACAGUCUUCAUCGACUCCCUUUUAGAAUUAUUACACGACAAUGUUAUAUACAAGUAUAAGAUAAGAUAACGAGGCAGUUAAGUAAUUUAUUGGAGCUUAGAGGCUGAAGGAAUCGGAGAUUUUUGAGUUGGCCCCUAAUACUAUUUAAGUUCAUUUUUUUAAGAAAAGAGAAGCAGGGACGAGAAAAACUGGACCCGGAAAAUUGUGCAUGGUAAUGUUUCAAUUAAUAAGAUGUUUCUAUUCAGUUCUUUUGGAGUAUUGAUUCUGACAGCAAAUAACGCUUUAUUUCUUUGGCAAAAUAUAAUAUGCUGAUGCGUUUUAAGAAACGCAUAAUAUAAGGAAUAUAAAAGAUUUACUGCCUGAAAUUUUUGGUACAAAAAGUCACUUAUCGAUUCUUGCCGUCUCAAAUGGCUGAGGCCGAUCGGUGGUAUAUUGAACUCAUUGAAGGUUUUUUUCCUUUUUAGUUCUUCCAGCAAAGAGAGGAUGGUGUUACAGUGAAGGGUGCCGAGGUUCAAAUUCUGCUGAAGAAGAGAAAUCAUGCGGUCUGGACGCGGCUGCAGAAGAGCAAAGAAAAGGUAAGUGACAGACCGAUUGGUGCUAGGCAAGGAACAGGUAGUAUGCGCGAACAGGGACUAUAUUGCCGCAGCCUCUGCAACAUCUGCAGAAACUAUUUUGCUGCAACCUCUACAGCAUCUGCAGAAACUAUAUUGCGGACGCGUUUUUCCUCUUCACUACAGGGUAACGCUAACUUGUUGUCGCCAAUAAUGUAGCUCCGUCGACAUAACCAAAUUUUUGUGACUAGCGGACAAACUUUCCGAGUAUGCGAGUUUCUAAUCCGUCAGCAACAGGCUCGCUCUUCUAAAGCCUUUCGAACCCGUCCCGAUCCGAAAAUUCUUUCUUGACAGCCCUAGCAGUAAACAACUUUAGAUUUUGGCGUUGACAAAAUUGAAAAAAAAAGCUUAGAACGCAGUUUUGUUUGACACUGGCUUAACUCUGUUUUAAUAACCAACCCAUAAAGACUCAUUGUUCUUUGUUAGUAAAACGAUAAAGCUCUUUCUUUUAAAAUUACAUGACUCGGUCUGCUACUUAUAUGCUACGUUAUAAUUCACUAAAAUGGGGAGGGGUGGAGGGGAGAAGUCUCAGCCACGUUAACGUGAAGUAACAUUUUUCUGGAGUCGUUUUGCUUUGCUUCACUUGGUGCACACAGCGCAUGUCAGCUCUCGGCCAGCAACAUACGGUAGACAUGGCAACGAACCGCAUGAGCCUUCCACAAGGUACAACAGGGCGCCAUCUUUUCCGGCAUGGCUCCCGUGAACGAACUCCGCGUCUGCAUCAAUGCACACGAAAUCACCAGAUUUCUUGUGGUUGUAGUGCCAUGACAUCAAAUACCCAUGAUACUGCUCGGUCCAAUCAAAAGGACAGUCAUUCCUUGCGGGUAUCAUGAUCUGAGAGGCACGUGUCUUGAUGUAACACACUGCACAUGGCACGUCGUGAUCGUGAAGGCUGCCCUUGAAUGGAUUAAAAGAGCUGACCUCAUACUCAGUACCAUACAUGAAGGAGGUGGACUGAAAACCUUCCUUGUACUUGUCGUACUUUGGUUUGUUUGGCAGGCAAAGGUACUGACCACCACCACCGUAAUGGUUGUAGUAGCCGCUUCCAACAAAUCCUGAUUGACAGAAAAAAGUUUUAAGUUAUGAGAAAUUUUAACCUUUUAGGCAGUUGAACAUACACUUGUUGUGAACGGGUGCUCAGAGCGACUUUUAUCUCUUCUUUGGACCAGUUCCGACUGUAGCAACGGAAAUUCGAUCGUUUGCAGAAAGAAAAUUUGCAAAUCAUUUGCUCUUUUCUGAACGCUUCUCUGGUACUUUAAAAAAAUUACCUUUUUUGUGAUCUUUUGUUGCUAAGCUUUUUUUGAAAUAAUAGUAUGUCUCGUGGUGAACUAAACAACGCUAAAGAAAAACUGUACUUUAGGACACAUUAUAUCUUUGGUGAUAAAGUCUUUUAUUAAUAGGGUGCUGUAAAUAUUUUUCGUCAAACGUAUUGGCUACGUUUUCAAAAGUUCCUCCUGUAAAGGUGGAUUUCCACUGUGGCGUCAUUUUUACGUGCGUGUAUACACGUACAUUUUACGCGUGUUAGUAGAAUAGAGGCAAUGUCUCAAUGAAGGUCGUGUGUAAACGAAAAAGUGUCUACGUUCACGCGCGGCCUUUCAAACCACGCCUCUAUUUUGUUAACGCGCGUAAAAGUUAUGCGACCGUGGAAAUUCACCGUAAGACGCAAAUGCAGCACCCAGUCGUGACGAAUAACCCAAUUAGCCAUUGACAUUGUUUAACUGUAGGAGAUUUGUUUUUGUCUUUCAGCUUCUUUCAUCACUCUUAAAUAGUUGUAAAACUGCUUUGAGCCGGUGGGGUUUUUGCUUUUCAUUUCUAAAUGCUUGCUCCCCUAUUCUGGCUAUUACCUUCAUAAACUGUCUGAGUGUUGUUUGGACAGCUUCGUUUUCCCCAGUGUACAUACUUGACCCCGGGCCGUCCGUUUCCCUGUUCUCCCUGUUCGCCUUUAGGCCCUUGAGGUCCAUCCAAUCCAGGCCUUCCUACGUCACCUUUGUCACCUUUGGGACCCUGUGGGCCGGGAGAGGGCUUGUUGGUUCCAGGCAUGCCCGGGUCGCCUGUACGAUGCGCCAAGGAAUAAGAAAAAGUUUAGUAAAGUGACACCUGGUGGUAUACAUAACGUAACGCCUUCUGCUAAAUGUUUCUCACCUUCUGAAACUAUCAUCAUUUCCUCUUUCGCCAUAACGUAUAGCAGUCCAGUUUAUUUAAAUUUAUUUAUUUAUUUAUUUAUUUGUGAUUUAGGCGGUGUGAUUGUAUUUUCCAAGAAUAUGGCAGAUAUCUGUGUCUAUCAAUCUAGAUCUUAUAUAUAUUGAAAUGGGCGGAAUACUCUAACUCUAGUAAUAGUAACAGUAAGUCAAGCGUUCGCUGUGACUGCAAGGAGGAAGGCACUCUUUUUUCCUGGGCGAUUAUGAGACUGUGCAAUUUUGGAGGGUUUGCCUUGAUGUCUUGCACUAGGGCGUGACGGAUACCUGUAUGUUAAGAAUUCGAAUUAAUAUUCAAGUUAAGCAACUUUUAAAUUAGCGUAUCUUUAAUCCCUCGGGGACCUCUUUCUCCCGGCCCCCCAGGGUCGCCUUUUUUUCCGCGUGUUCCCGGGGUGCCUGCUUCACCGUCUUUUCCAGCGGGACCGCGUUCUCCACGGGGUCCAGGAGGCCCGGGUGGCCCGGGUGGUCCUGCGGGGCCUUCUCUGCCAUCACGACCAUCUCUUCCUUUAAGUUUGAAGAAGAAAUUUAAAAUGGAAAUCGUUUUAAAUCAAACAAAGUCAUGAAUACUAUUUGCAGAUUUGAACCUCCCGUAAACGUUGCUUAGAAUGCUUUAGUGAUCUGGUCCACAGGGGCUCGCUGCUCUUCAAUUUUAUCUUAACCCUUUAAACCCUAACAUGAAAAUUUAAAUUCUCAUUUGUUAUCCCUAUACGUUUUCAAUAGAAGUAGUGGGGAGAAUUUGUUGAAGUAUCAAUUAGAUUCAUCUUGUUUGAUCAUGUCCUUAAUUCUCAUGACAACUCUGUUUUAUUAAGCUGUGAUAUUACAAAGAGAAAUGUGACGCCCAUCACUAUUAGGGCUUAAAGUGUUCAUUAGUGCUUCGUGCUGCAACCUGUGUGCAGAGUCUCCUUUGUCUUCUUGUUUGUCAAGAAGGAGUGCCUGAAUUGGGUCAAGCCUUUGAAGUCGCUGAAGGCCGAACUUCUGGACUAGCCAAUCUUGUUUUCUCUCGUCAAACUGGUUUUGCGAGUGCGAGCAUCCGUUUAUUGAUAAACGGAUGGAUCUAACUGAGCCCACUGUACCAAGCACACGGCCAGUAGGCCUGGGUUUGAAACUGUAUCCUAGCAACAUGCAGCGCAUGAGCAACGAAGAUCUUACUCGAUUCUUGAACAGUCUUUCUUAAGUGCGCCAAAAUCGAGCAAGUGAAAGAAAGGCUCUGAUAGCAGGGUGUUUGUGCUAAAACAUUUACAACUAAAUUAAGUCGAAGAUUCUCCGUUUAUAUAACCAUUUGACCACCAGAGUGAAAAAUAAAGUUUCGUCAUGUUACUCUAACUUUUGAGUCCAGGACCAAAUCCUUUGGUGUGACUACUCAAAUGAAAUCUCGUUAGUAGUUUUUCACAUUGUGCUUCUUUUUUUUUUUUUCAUCAUUUUACAAACCACAUUGCAAAAUUGUUUCUGAAUGUUUAGUUUAGCUCCCUGGAAGGGUUAACGACUUAUAGUCGCUGGUAAUGUAUACCUCGAAGGAACGCUAGGAACCACCAGUCCUUGGGCGGAGUUGGAAGUGAAGUUGGUUCAUUAGCUUGGUCGAGCCUGUCAAUAAAAAUUAAAUUGAUUCGUUUUAGGACAAAGAAUGUAAGAGACAGUAAUAAAUAUGCGACAUUUGCCGAUAUUGAAUUAAGUUAGGUGGUCAUGAAUUGAUGACUUCAAUUUAUGCAGGGGCAAUGUUGGAAUGCAAAUUUAAUCACUUGGUUACUCCUGGAUUGUGAGGAAACAAAUGCACAAAUUCUUCGAGAUUUGGGAACUGAGUACCACUACAGGAACUAUCCCUUAAAGGGAACCUCCACUUCAACAAAAAGAUAACUUUAAGUCACAGGAAAUAACUGUUACAGUCAAGUCAAUCUAAAAUAUAUUUAAAGAAAGCGUUUGUAUCCGAAAGAAAUAACUUUUAGAUUCGCCUAUUUUUGUUUUCAAAUUUUGCGGGCGUCGCCAUCUUGAAUAAUUGUGACGUGUAAUGGUUGCCCUAUUGUUAUUAAACAAAAGCUCUUUGUGUCAGAACAAUAGAGCAACCGUAACACGUCACAAUUAUUAAAGAUGGCGGCGCCCGCGAAAUUUGAAAGUGAAAAUAAGCGAUUUUAAAAUUCACUUUUCCUGAUAUAAACACUUUUUUUAAGACAAAUUUCGAACAAAUUUGUUUAUCAACAUAAUUUUAUUCGAUUUAAACUUAUUCUGUAGUAAGAGUGGAGGUUCCCUUUAACGUCUCUCUUUAGAGAUUCGUCAAGUUAACCCUUUAAACCCUAAGAUCAAAAUUUGAAUUCUCAUUUGUUGCCCCCAUUCAUUUCCUACAGAAGUAGUGGGGAGAAGUUGAUAAAAUAUCAAGCACAUUCAUCUUAAGUGGUCAUGUCCAUAAUUCCCAUGACCACUCUGUUUUUCAAAGCAUUGAUGCUGAUCACUCUUAGGGCUUAAAGUGUUAAGGUUAAUUUGGAACUGACUUGUACUACAUUUGAUCUCCUUUAGCCUUCAUUGGUUUCUCCAGCUAUAGAUAUAUCUCGCAAACUGAACGAAAAACGUGGUACAAGUAUCGCCUUUAUAGGGGAAGAAAAAACGUUAUAACUUAUUGAAAAUAUGAAAGUAAAAUACCACCUUUAAAGUUACCUUUCUUUCUCGGCAUUGUUCAGACGGUUUUCCAAAUCUAAAUCUGCCAUCUCUAAUCGUGUAUCAUCCUGCAGAGAUCUUCUUUCACGGACGUUUCUCUGUAAUGAAUUGUUAGUGUUUGGCUUUCCACGCCUCUGCAAUCUGUCCAACCUCUCUUCCAGCAUGGAAAUGCGCUGAUUCACGAGAAAGUAGUUGAAUAGCAGAAAUAUGCCACAAACCACGCACGCUGUUACACCACACAGGACUGUCAUACGAGCACUAGAACCUGUUUGCCUCUUCUGCGCGAUUUUCGCGUCCAUUGCCGUUUAACUCAAAUAAACACGGUUUCGGUGUCUUUACAACUGUGGGCAACGUGAUGCAACCCCUUAGUGGGCGCUGUCUUCGAUUCCGAUGAGCUUUUACCAUUAUGCACUUAGCAUUUUAAGGACGUUUUUGACGAGAUAAAGAUUUGUAAGACACCUCAGUUAUCUAGAGAACCUUAUAUUUUGUCGUCAAUGCCGAUAUCAACUGAAAUAUUGAUAAUUUUUCACGGUCAAUUCUGAUAAAGUUGCGUCGAUUGCGUUUUGCGGUUGACUUCAUAAAGAUGGUUACACGCGAGGUAAAUUUUGACGAAAGAAAGGCUUUCCAUAUAACACGCGAGGUAAAUUUUGACGAAAGCAAGCCUUGCCAUAUAAACACCAAUGCCAGUAGCUUAAAAGAGUCUUUGUCUGUUGUUUUCUAAGUAUUUUGUCUUGUUUUGGUUCGGUCUGCUCUUUCUCUAGUUGUUUUAAUAUAUCCGUUUGUAGCUUAAAAUAUCAGUAAGCCUAGAUCUUAAGGGGGUACGACAGAGGAUCGUUAUCAGGAGAAACUGAUAUUUUGUUUAAAACAAAAUUAGAACCGACGUUGCAGCUCUUUUUCAUUAUGACACUUCUAGUAAUGAAAUGUUGGUAGGGUUUAAUGAAGUGAAUAGGUGCCAAUCGAUACCAAAUUCAUUUACAGAGCUAUUUUACUAUGUCACCUUCAGUCAAAUUUUUUAAAAAAAUAUACGUGUCAAAUUUCUAUAAUUUGAAAAAUUCUGAACAACAAAACUCCGUACAAAAGUAGUGCUAUAGAGAUUUUAUUUGAAGGAUAACUCUCAUACGCAGACUUAGCCAUUAGAACCAGUUGACAACUUAAUAGAUAGUACUUGUGAAAGUACUGCUAAAUAGGUUUCGUUUGAAUGUUCACACCUUAGAAUUUGGUCCACAGACUCAUAAACAUUUUAAAUAGUAUUAAAAAGCACUGCUGAAAAGUUUUCGUCAAGAACAAUAAACAGUAUCAUGUGAAAGUACUGCUGAAGAGGUUUCUUAAGUGAAUGGCCACACCAUAUUUUUCGCUCUCAGAUUCAAAAGUAAGAACCGCCUAACUCAUCUUUCCAGUGAAACGCUUUCAACCGUACGGACUUUCAAGAACAACAGUUUUUCAGUGUUUGUCCGAGCAUGAGGUCAGAAGAGUAAGAUAACUUAAAGAAAAAAAAUAUAAAAUAAAACCAAGCAAACAAUAUUUACUACUGACGUUUGAGUAAGCACCAAUACCAUUUCUGUCUCAAAAUUUGCAUUUCGCUCUGCGUGUAUUUGCAUCGAGCACUCCUGUGAACACGCGAAGCAACACAUUAUUAUAUUUGUUUCUUUGUUAAUUCUAUUUUCUCCCUUUUUUCGCCUUAGUUGCCUUAUGUUAGUAUUGAUUUUGAUCGAUGGGAGGUCUGGUCAUCAUCCGACGAAGACGAGGAGGCUGAAGGCGCUCGCCAAGCUCCGACAAACCUGAACAACACCCGACGUCAGUUCAAAGAUAAAGAAGAAAGCAAACAAGUGUUCCUUCCCGAGAUGCUGAAUAGUGAUUCUAGUUUAGAUUCUGACGAGGAAGAAAGAAUUCCUUCUGAUGUAGAUUGCCUAAACUUCUACUGAAGAGUUUAACAAAGGUGAUGGAGGCUUAGAAAGAGAAAUAAGGACAAAAGCCGCCUUCUGUAGGCUUGUCAUCGAAGCUCGCCAGCAGUAGUAAAGAUGAAGUUCCCAAGGCUGUUACUGAACAGUGGUUUUAGUCAAGAUGCUUUUAUUUUAUCAACCUUUGCUCUCUCACAAGAGCACAAAAAAGGAAAACGGAAAACACAAGGAAAACACACCACGCUACGUACAUGCAUUUUACAAGUGUCACCUUGAAUUCUCUAGCGUUCAAAACCUGUCGGCUUUUUUAAUCUAAAUCUUGAUAUUCGUGCCAGACUGUAGAGAGACGCAAAAGUAUGUAUAUAUUGGGAUUUGGUGCACCCUUGGACACCGCAACAAUACGUUUGAAUCCCUGUUCAGAACGAAUUCGAUAUACGGAACUGGCAUUCUGUCCCUGCUGUCACGAAGCUCUUCGAAAACCGUCCUAUGUCAUUCGUUCUUCUUGGCACGAAGCUCUGCGGUUUCUGAGGGCUGGGGUUAUUGUUUCUAUUGCUUAUCAUCCAAUACAGUUCUGUUAGCUGUUCAAAGAGGUUCGAGGCAGUUCCUCUGUCUGGUUAAGAUUUAUGGGAAAAAUGCUGCUGCGGUUUAGAGACUCUAUGUUUCCGUCUGCGUUCCCUGAGUUAAGGUUUAAACAUGCAUUACCAGUCGUGAAUCUUACAAGGCCAAAUGUCAGUAAGAGUUUAUAUGUGGCCGCCCGCAAGAAUGUUUCUUUUUUGUCAAAAAUCAGCAGUCGAUUAAAUAAUGCUGUCAGAGCUGAUAUGAAUCGGAAUAAGACAAUAUAUUUAGUAACAGAUUUGGUUAGG
Messenger RNA from Porites lobata, 53339 nucleotides. The record is from the annotation of a GenBank genome assembly. NCBI's taxonomy places the organism in Eukaryota, Metazoa, Cnidaria, Anthozoa, Scleractinia, Poritidae.